Scophthalmus maximus (turbot) is the source of this 82276-nucleotide messenger RNA. It is a transcript of the gene ttn.2, whose product is annotated as titin, tandem duplicate 2. The coding region runs from base 229 to 81204 and encodes 26991 amino acids. The record is from RefSeq and is a predicted model, not a curated record. NCBI's taxonomy places the organism in Eukaryota, Metazoa, Chordata, Actinopteri, Pleuronectiformes, Scophthalmidae. Gene Ontology annotation, biological process: protein phosphorylation. The transcript has 217 exons. Gene Ontology annotation, molecular function: ATP binding; protein binding; protein kinase activity.
GAGUUCCCAGCCUGGACGCCUCGGCUGGAGGAACUGCUGUCAGAAGGAAAAACAAAACUACACGGCGUCUUCGGCCUGUAGUUUUGUUUUUUUCUGUGGAGUUCCUUCGAGGCUCAGCUCUUCUCCUCUUGGAUUUUCUAACCUGUCUGGAUUCAGAGGUUGGAUCUUGUGAAAGCGGCCCUCCUUGGGCAGCUCAGGCAUCCUUGCACAGACAAGGUGCCGACCAUCAUGUCAACACAGGCGCCAACAUUCACGCAGCCGCUGCAGAGCGUCGUGGCACUAGAGGGUAGUGCCGCGACGUUCGAGGCUCAAGUUAGUGGUUCUCCAGUUCCUGAGGUGAGCUGGUUCCGUGAUGGCCAGGUUCUUACCGCUGCCGCUUUGCCCGGCGUUCAGAUCUUGUUCAGCGACGGCCGCGCUGUUCUGAGAAUCCCCACUGUGACCGCCGCACACAGCGGAAGAUUCUCCGUCAGAGCCACCAACGGUGCUGGACAAGCCACGAGCACCGCUGAACUCCUCGUUACAGCGGAGACGGCACCUCCAAACUUCCUUCAGAGGCUGCAGAGCUCCUCAGUGAGACAGGGCAGCCAGGUGAAGCUGGACGUCCGAGUCGCCGGUAUCCCCACUCCUGUGGUGAAGUUCUACAGGGAGGGAGCCGAGAUCCAGAGCUCGGCCGACUUCAGGAUCCUCCAGGACGGAGACCUGUACAGUCUGCUGAUCGCUGAGGCCUUCCCAGAGGAUUCUGGGACGUAUUCUGUGACUGCCACCAACAGCAGCGGACGGGCCACCUCCACCGCAGAACUGCUGGUUCAGGGUGAGGAAGUUGUACCGACUAAGAAAACCAAGAUUAUCGUGUCCACAUCCCAAAUGGCGACUUCCCAGACCAGAGUGCAGAGGAAGGUGGAGGCCAGUUUCCAGGCCUCCGCCAUGAUGGAGAUGCACGUCGAAGGAGGAAUGAUGACUCAGCAUUUGGCUCACAAAACCCCUCCGCGGGUUCCCCCGAAGCCAACCUCCAAGUCACCACAGUCCUUUGUUUCCAAGGUGACGGGAGGACGCCAGCAGUCGCCUUCACCUGUCAGACACGUGAAAGGGCCGACGCCCACACCUGUCAGACCCGUCUCUCCCUCCGCCCGACUUUCCGUCUCCCCCAUCAGACCCGUCAGGUCUCCCAUCAUGACCAGGAAACAGAUAUCUGCCGGUGCUGAGGUCUUGCCACCCUGGAAACGGGGAGACUUUGUGGCCGAGGCUGCCUACACCGGUCUGACCAGUAUGAGCAGCGUCAGCAGCAGCACCCAGCUGCAUAUGGAGAAGCACUGGGAGCAGCAGGUCGCCGCCACCAGAGAGGAGGCGGUUGCAGUGCCCACAAGAGCCCAGGAGCCUGUUGUCCCACCCACGCUGGUCGCUGGCCUCAACAACGUGACAGUGACGGAGGGCGAGCCGGUGACCCUGCAGUGCCACAUCAGCGGUCAACCUGCUCCAGCCAUCAUGUGGUUCAGAGAGGACUACAAGAUUGAGAGCUCCAUUGAUUUCCAGAUCAGCUAUGAGAACGGAUUCGCCCGGCUGAUGAUCCGCGAGGCGUUCGCUGAAGACAGCGGCCGCUUCACCUGCACCGCCACCAGUGAAGCGGGAACCGUCAGCACCUCCUGCUACCUGCUCGUCAAAGUGUCAGAAGACAUUGAGAGCAGAGAGGAGACGGCUGUCACUGAAAUUGGAAUCACACAAGAGAAAACUGUUGCCGUGGAGACAAAGGAACAGGUGGUGGCAGAGGUGACUACAGGAGAGUCCGCUGCUCCCUUCUUCAUCAAGAAACCCACCGUUCAGAAGCUGGUGGAGGGAGGAAGCGUCUUCUUCGAAUGCCAGGUCGGAGGAAACCCCAGACCUCACAUCAUCUGGAAGAAGAGUGGCGUGCCACUUACCACGGGAUACAGAUACAAAGUCGCCUACAAGAAGGAGACUGGAGAAUGCAGAUUGGAGAUCUCCAUGACCUUUGCUGAUGAUGCUGGAGAAUACUCCAUCUUUGUCAAAAAUCCUCAUGGGGAAGCCUCAGCCUCUGCUGGCUUGCUGGAGGAAGAGGAAUAUGAAGCCUACACGAAGCAGCUUGACGUGACGUUUAAAAGUCAUGUGACGACGACAGUGGUUCAGGAGCCAUCUGUGGUCGUGAGUCAAUACGAGCUGGAACAGAGGAGGAUGACGACCCCCAUGAGCUUCAUCUCAGAAACAGAAUUCCUUGUUUCAGCCUUUGAAGAGAGGAUCAUCCAUGAGAUUGAGCUCCGUAUCAUGAGGAUUACCUACAGAGAGCUGGUGACAGAGGAUGGAGAGGUCGAGGUGACUUCAGCAGAAGAGGAAGCAAUGCAGCCGGCCUUUGACACUCCGGUCAAACACUACAGGAUCGUGGAUGGAAUGGGUGUCACUUUCCAUUGCAGGAUGGCUGGAGAGCCUCUGCCAAAGAUUGCUUGGUACAAAGACGGUCAGCGCAUCAGACCUGGUGGCCGUUACCAGAUGGAGGUUCUUCAGGAUGGACGAGCCAGCCUCCGCCUGCCUGUGGUGCUACCAGAGGAUGAGGGCGUGUACACCGCCUUCGCCACCAACAUGAAGGGAAAUGCCGUCAGCUCUGGGAAGCUGUAUGUGGAGCCGUCCGGAGCUGUAACACCUCAGAGAUUCACACCACAGCCAGCAAUGCAGAGGAUCAGGUCCACCUCUCCUCGUUCUCUGAGCCGCUCACCCGGACGUUCCUCCAGCCGUUCUCCCGGACGUUCUCCUGCCCGCAGGCUUGAUGAGACCGAUGAGGCUCAGCUGGAAAGACUCUACAAACCUGUGUUUGUCAUUAAACCUUCCUCAAUAAAGUGCUCCGAGGGGCAAACUGCCAGAUUUGACUUGAAGGUUGUUGGCAGACCCAUGCCCGACACAUACUGGUUCCACAAUGGACAACAAGUUGUCAAUGACUACACCCACAAGAUAGUGAUUAAAGAGGACGGUAUUCAGUCCCUGAUCAUUGUCCCAGCCAUGCCACAAGACUCUGGAGAGUGGACAGUCGUCGCUCAGAACAGAGCUGGACGGACUUCUGUGUCUGUAAAUCUUACUGUUGACGCACAAGAAAGCCUAGCUCGGCCUCAGUUUGUUGAAAAGCUGAAGAACAUCACAGUAAAGCAGGGCACUCUGGUUGAACUGGCUGUCAGAGCCAUUGGAAAUCCCCUGCCUGAUAUUGUCUGGCUGAAAAACAGUGACAUUAUUUCACCACGCAAGCACCCACAUAUCAAGAUCGACGGUACUAAAGGAGAGGCCAAAUUCCAGAUCCCAUCUGCAUCAGGCUCGGACAGUGCCUGGUACACAGCUACAGCCAUUAACAAGGCUGGCAGAGACACCACUCGCUGCAGAGUCAACGUGGAGGUUGGCUUCACUGCCCCUCAAGCUGAGAGGAAGCUCAUUAUUACCAAAGGAACAUACAAGGCCAAGGAGAUCGCAGCUCCAGAGUUGGAGCCCCUUCAUCUGCGAUAUGGUCAAGAGCAGUGGGAGGAGGGAGACCUUUAUGACAAAGAGAAGCAGCAGAAACCAAUGUUCAAGAAGAAGCUGACCUCUAUCAGAAUGAAGCGUUUCGGUCCUGCUCACUUUGAGUGCAGACUGACCCCUAUUGGUGACCCCACCAUGGUUGUGGAGUGGCUACAUGAUGGCAAACCCCUGGAAGCCGCUAACAGGUUGCGUAUGGUCAAUGAAUUUGGUUACUGCAGCCUUGACUAUGAAGCUGCGUAUGCUAGAGACAGUGGUGUUAUCACCUGCAGAGCCACAAACAAGUUUGGUGUCGACCAAACAUCAGCAACUCUGAUCGUCAAGGAUGAGAAGGGUCUUGUUGAGGAAACACAACUUCCUGAAGGCAGGAAGGGAGCGCACAGAAUUGAUGAGAUAGAACGCCUGGCUCAUGAGAGAGGCCCUACAGGAGUCAGUGCUGAUGAAGAUUCUGAGAAGUCCAAACCUGAAAUUGUCCUUCUUCCCGAACCAGCCAGAGUGCUGGAAGGCGACAUUGCACGAUUCCGCUGCAGAGUGACCGGUUAUCCAGCACCUAAGGUUAACUGGUACCUUAACGGACAACUUAUCCGCAAAAGCAAGAGAUACAGACUUCGGUAUGAUGGUAUUUACUAUUUAGAGAUUGUUGACAUCAAGUCCUACGACUCAGGAGAGGUGAGAGUGGUUGCAGACAAUCCUUUGGGCACAACUGAGCACACUGUGAAGCUGGAGAUCCAACAGAAAGAGGACUUUAGAUCUGUCCUGCGCCGUGCUCCAGAACAGAAGACUGCAGAGGCUUCACAUGAGCCUGGCAGAAUCGGAUUUGAUGUUGUGAAGGUUGACCAACCUGGCGAUGCUGCACAGGACAGGGAAGUUGUUAAGCUUCGUAAGACACAGAGAGUUGUUCACGAAAAAACAUCGGAGGAAUCUGAAGAGCUGAAGGGCAAAUUCAAGCGUAGGACAGAGGAAGGUUUCUAUGAGUCAAUCUCCGCUGUGGAGCUCAAGUCUCGCAAGAAGGAUGAGUCUUAUGAGGAUCUACUAAAGAAAACGAAGGAGGAGCUGCUUCAUCGCAUGAGAGAAAAAGAGGAGGCUGAGAGGAAGAGAAUGGAAGAACAGGGCAGUGUCACAAUCCCCACAAUCAAACCAGAGAGGGUCCAACUAUCCCCUAGCAUGGAAGCACCUAGGAUCCUGGAACGCAUUGCCAGCAAGACCGUUGCGCCAAUGGAUGAGGUUCGUUUCCGAUUGAGAGUCGUUGGCAGACCAGAACCUGAGUGCCAGUGGUUCAAGAACGGCAUUCUGCUGGAAGAGUCGGACCGUAUUUACUGGUACUGGCCUGAGGACCAUGUGUGUGAACUGGUGAUCAGAGAUGUCACAGUCGAGGAUUCUGCUAGCAUCAUGGUUAAAGCCAUGAAUGUUGCUGGGGAGUCUUCGAGCCAUGCCUUUCUUCUUGUGCAAGCCAAGUUGGCAAUUAACUUUACCCAAAACCUGACGGACACUAGUGCCAACGAGAAGGACACAAUGGUGACCUUUGAGUGUGAAACUAAUGAACCUUUCGUCAAAGUCAAGUGGCUCAAGAACAACAUGGAGAUCUUUUCGGGAGACAAAUACAGAAUGCACUCAGACAGAAAGGUCCACUUCCUGUCUGUGCUAAUGAUUGAAAUGAGGGAUGAUGCUGAAUACACUUGUUUGACUGUAGACGAUGAGAACGUCAGGACAAGUGCAAGGCUCAAUGUAGAAGGCGCUGCCCUGGAGCUCAUCAAACACUUGGAGAACAUUGAGGUACCAGAGACCUACGCUGGAGAGUUUGAGGUUGAGCUGUCUCGUGAGGACGCUGAGGGAAACUGGUUCUUCAAAGACAAGGAGCUCUCUCCUAGCAGUAAAUACGUAAUGUCCUCCCGCCGAGGAAGACACACCCUGUCUGUCAAGGAUGUCAGGAAAGACGACCAGGGCAAAUACACCUUUGUAUGUGGCGAUCUGAGGACCAGUGCCUCGCUGAAGAUGAAAUUGCGCCCAGUAACCCUGAUGCAGCCACUGACUGACCUCACAAUCUGUGAGGGUGACAUCGCUCAGCUGGAGGUGAGGUUCUCCCAGGAGAACGUCGAGGGAACCUGGAUGAAGAAUGGCCAGGCCAUUUCCGCCUCAGACCGCAUCCACAUUGUAAUCGACAAACUGGUUCACAAGCUGCUGGUAGAGAACGUCAGCAGAGAAGAUGCUGCUUCCUACUCUUUCGUGGUUCCGGUCCAGGAUAUCUCCACCUCAGGCAAACUCAAUGUCCAAUCUAUUGACAUUUUAGUCCCUCUGAAGGAUGUGUCCUCCGUUGAGGGCACCAAAGCUGUUCUGGAGGCCAAGAUCUCUGCUCAGGACAUAUGCUCAGUCAAAUGGUACCACAACGACAAACUGCUGACGCCCAGUUACCGAAUCCAGACGGUGGCAAAGGGAUCCAAGCAGCGCCUGGUCUUCACCAGGACCUACGCCUCUGAUGAAGGAGACUACAAACUGGUAGUCGGCAAGGUCGACACCAGCUGUAACCUGACUGUCGAACAGGUUCACAUUGUGAGGGACAUGGAGGACAAAGUGUGCUCCGAGUCACAGAAUGUCACCUUCAACGUUGAAGUGUCUCACCCUGGAAUCGACCCGGUCUGGAUGUUCAAGAACCAGCAGCUCAAACCUGGACCCAAACACAAGAUGGAGUCCAAGGACAAGGCUCACUCUUUGACUGUCAUCGACACCAUGAAGGACGAGGAGGGCCAGUACACGUUCCAUGCUGGUGAAAAGACAUCGAGUGCCAAGCUCUCUGUCUCUGGUGGCGCCAUCACACGCCCCCUGCUGGAUGUGACGGUGGCAGAGUCUCAGUCAGCUGAGCUGGAGUGUGAAGUAGCCAACGCAAACGCUGAGGGAAAGUGGCUGAAGGAGGGUCAGCCCGUGGACUUCAAUGAGAACGUGGUGAGCGAGGUGAACAGAGCCGUCAGGCGCCUUGUCAUCGCCAUCACCAGACCGCAAGACGUCGGAGAGUACACCUACCAGGUGGCCAACUCCAAAACCACCGCCAACCUCAGGGUGGAGGCAGUGAAAAUCAAGAAAACUCUCAGAAACCAGACGGUGACGGAAACCCAGGAGGCGGCGUUCACGCUGGAACUCACCCACCCCGACGUCAAAGGGUCCCAGUGGAUCAAGAACGGUGUGGAGCUGCAGAGCAGUGAAAAGUACGAGAUCACUUCGGACGGCAUGGUCCAGACCCUGAGGGUGAAGAACUGCAACACGCAGGAUGAGUCCGUUUAUUCCUUCAAAUUGGGAAAACUGUCUGCCAACGCCAGGCUCAACGUGGAGACGAUCAAGAUUGUGAAGAAGAUAAAGGACGUGACAUCACUGUUGGACGGCACCGCCUCCUUUGAGAUGAGCCUGUCACAUGACAACAUCCCCGUCAGGUGGAUGUUUAAAGGUGCAGAGCUGAAGUCGAGCGACAAGUGUAAGAUUCUGUCGGAGAGGAAAGCUCACAAGCUCGUCCUGCAGAACGUGGACAGCAGCGCCGCAGGGGAUUACACCGCAAUGGUUGGACACCUGCAGAGCAGCGCCACACUCACUGUGGAGGCUCUGCGAGUCACCAAACCCCUGAAGAGCGUGAAGGUCCCGGAGACGCAGGUGGCCACGUUCGAGUGUGAAGUCUCUCACUUCAACGUACCGUCCACGUGGCUGAAGGACGGCGUGGAGAUCGAGAUGAGCGACAAGUUCAGGAUCGUGGUUCAAGGAAAACUCCACCAGCUGAAGAUCAUGAACACCAGCAGGGACGACUCUGCAGAGUACACCUUCGUCUGCGGGAACGACCGAGUGUCCGCCACGCUCACCGUCAGCCCCGUCAUGGUCACCUCCAUGCUGAAGGACCUGAACGCUCAGGAGAGAGACACCAUCACCUUCGAGGUCACCGUCAACUACGAGGGCAUCACCUACAAAUGGCUGAAGAACGGCGUGGAGGUCAAGUCGUCAGACAGAUGUCAGGUCCGCAGCCGCCAGCUCACGCACUCGCUCACCAUCCGAAAUGUUCACUUUGGAGAUGGAGGAGAGUACCAGUUUGUCGCCGGCUCCGCUGCCUCCGUGGCAAACCUGUUUGUCGAAGCUCGUGUGAUUGAAUUCACCAAGAAGAUCAAGGACAUAAAGAUCACAGAGAAGAAGAAGGCGAUUUUUGAAUGUGAGGUUUCUGAGCCAAAUAUCCAGGUGAUGUGGAUGAAGGACGGUCAGGAGCUGGACGUGUCUGAAGAACGGUACAUCGUGACAGCAGAGAAGUACGUUCACCGACUAAUGAUCCAGACGGUUCGAAUGUCAGAUUCCGGAGACUAUUCAGUGGUGGCCGGGUCAAGCGUGUCCAAAGCCCAGCUGACCGUGGAGGGUCGUGACAUCCGCAUCUCCGAACCUCCUGAACGGGAAAUUACGGUUCUGGAGAAACAACGAUCGACCUUCGAGUUCGAGGUGAACGAGGACGACGUGGAGGGUCGCUGGCUGAGGAACGGCGUAGAAAUCCAGAUCUCGGUGGAGGAAAGGUUCAACUAUGUGGCCAUCAGGAAGCUGCACCGCCUCACCAUCUCCGAGACCUACAGGAGCGACGCUGGCGAGUACACCUUUGUCGCUGGCAAAAACAGGAGCACCAUGCACCUGCGGGUCAACAUCCCAGAGCCUCCUCAGAUCCUCCGCCACAUGGAGCCCCAGUCGGUGGAGGCCGGUAAGCCGGCUCGCUUCUCAGUGCAGGUGAGCGGUGUCCCUCAGCCUCAAGUCUUCUGGUACAAAAACUCUCAGGCUCUGUCUCCGGGCUUCAAGUGCAAGUUCCUCCACGACGGUAAUGAGCACACGCUGCUGCUGAUCGAAGUUUUCCCCGAAGACGCCGCUGUCUACAAUUGCGAGGCCAAGAAUGACUAUGGCACCGCCACGAGCACCGCGGCACUCAACGUUGAAGUGUCGGAGGUGGUUUCUCCGGACUCAGCUGCUCCCGUUGCUCCUCCUGUCGUCAUCUCGCCCAUCGCUAGUACAUCGGCCCACGAGGGAGAACCGGCUCGCUUUCAGUGCAGAGUCCGAGGAGACGAUGUGAAGAUCAGCUGGUUCCACAGGGUGAAGGAGAUCAAGCAGUCUGACUUCUUCAGGAUGUCUCAGUUUGAUGACAGCUGUCAGCUGGAGAUCUCCAGGGUGUACCCGGAGGACGAGGGCGAGUACAGCUGCAUGGCCACGAACGGCGCUGGCACCGCGUCCUGCUCCGCCACGCUCACAUUGGACGUGACUCACGUCAGAGACCAGAUCGAAGCCAAGAUCGAGGAAGAAGUCAAAGUGCCACCUGUCUUUAGGCAGAAAAUCACACCCCUGGAGAUAAAUGUUGGUGACCACGCCAAGCUCGAAUGUGAGAUUGAGGAGGCUCCAAGUGUGACCUUCAAAUGGUACAAGUCUGGAGUUGAGAUCAGACAGAGCGACAAGUAUCGGAUCCUCAGCACCCACAGCAGUUCCUCUCUGGAGCUCCUGAACCCAGUCAAAGCCGACAGCGGUGAAUUCACCUGCAAGGCUUCAAACCAGCAAGGCACCGACAGCUGCACCACCUCGCUCAUCGUCACCGAACCACCUGAGUUUGUGCUGAAACUCCCUGCCACUAAGUUUGUGAAGCAGGGCGAGUCACUCCGCCUGGAGUGCAAAGUCAGUGGCACAGCUCCUCUGAAAGUGACCUGGUACAAACACGACACCAAGGUCACAGACGGGGGCAACUACAGGACGUCAUUUGUUGACUUGGUAGCAGUCCUGGAACUGCUCUCCACCAGCUUUGAUGAUGAUGGAGUUUACACCUGUGAAGCUCAGAAUGAUGCUGGCAGCAUCAGCUGCAGCAGCACACUAACCGUUAAAGACGCUCCAUCUUUUGUCAAAGUCCCUCAGCCUGUCGAAGGGCUGAAGGGUAAGGACGUGAGUCUGUACUGCGAGAUGAGCGGUACAGCUCCAUUCCAGAUCACCUGGUUCAAAGACAGGAAACCUCUGAUGGAGAGCAGGAAAUAUAAGAUGGUGAGCGAGGGCAGCUCGUCUACGCUGCAUGUCAUUGGGAUAGAGCCGUCAGACGUUGGCGAAUACGAGUGCAAAGUGUCAAACAGUGUAGGAAAAGACACCUGCCAGACGUCAGUUAAACUCAGAGAACCUCCGUCGUUUGGGAAGAAACUGUCAAACAUGACAGUGAUACUGGGAGAGGAGGUGACCCUUGUUGCCACUGUUAAAGGCUCUGAACCCAUUACUGUGUCCUGGGUUCAAGACAAGGAUCACAUUCUCAGAGAUGGUGACAACAGGAAAAUCACCUUUGAGAACAACCAGGUCGCUCUUAAGGUCUUUAAGGCCGAUGCAACCACGGCAGGCAAAUACACCUGCCAACUCAGAAACGAUGCUGGGAGUGUGGAGUGUUUCGCUAACUUGACCGUUCUAGAACCUGCUAAGAUAGUGGAUAAGCCUGAUUCUCUGAGUGUGACGGCAGGCGAUAUCGCCGCCCUCGAGGUCAAAGUGUGUGGAACCCCAGAGCUCAUUCCAAAGUGGUUCAAGGACGGUGUGGAGCUGGCCCCUGGGAGCAAAUACAAAAUCUCAUUUUCUCGCAUGAUUUCCAGCCUCAACGUUCUUUCUGCAGAAAAAGUGGACUCUGGAGAAUAUACGUUUGAGGUUAUGAACGAGGUCGGGAAGGACCUGAGCAAAAUUAAUCUCACAGUUUUAGAUAAAACCAUUCCUCCGGCCUUCUCCAGGAAGUUGAGGGACUGUAACACAGUGGUUGGAGAAGCUGGAGAGAUGGAGUGCAAAGUGUCGGGCUCUCCUCCUUUCACCAUCUCAUGGUCCCACGAUGGGGAGGAGAUACAGAGCGGCCCGAACUAUGAGAUUUCAUUCAGUGAGAACAGCUGCAUGAUCAAAGUGCCCACUUUGAAGCUGUCGGACUCUGGACUAUAUAAGUGUAAAGCUGUCAACAAGGCAGGAUCCUGUGAAACCUCCGCGUCCUGGGUUGUCAAAGAACCUCCAUCCUUCGUGGUGCCACCGCAGCCGGUGGAGGCCAUGCCAGGCUCCAACGUGACUUUCUCAGCCAUGGUGAAAGGCAGCGCGCCGCUAAAGCUGAAGUGGUUCAGAGGAGCGAAGGAGAUGGAGGCUGGACGGGACUGUGACUUCUCCCUGAAGGACAACCAGGUCGUUCUGGAGCUCGUCAACGUGGACAGGUCUGUCGCCGGAGAGUACACGUGUCAGAUCAUCAACGACGCAGGAAAUGAAAGCUGUCCGGUUAACCUCACUGUCAAAGAGCCAGCAGCCUUCUCCAAGAAGCUGAAGGACGUUUCGGUUGAGAAGGGAAAACCGUUGACUCUGGAGUGUACGUACACUGGAACCCCGAAGAUCACAGUGAGCUGGUACAAAGACGGACAGCAGAUCUUUGCUUCGUACAAAUACAACAUCACCACGACCGAGAGCUCCUGCAUCCUGGAGUGUCUCAGCACAGACGACAAGGAGGCCGCAGGAAAAUACAGCUGCCGAGUGUCCAACGACGCCGGAGAGGACGCGUGUGAGGCGACCGUGUCCAUCCUGGAGCCACCGUAUUUCGCAGAGUCUCUGGAGCCCAUGGAGGUGACUGCCGGAGACGCCGUGUGUCUCAAGUGUCAGGUGGCGGGAACGCCCGAAAUCAAAGUGUCCUGGUUCAAGGCAGACGGCAAAGUACGCUCCAGCCCCACCUGUAGGCUGGAGUACUCCAAGGGCGUCGCCUGUCUGAAGCUCAGCAAAGCCACCAAGUCCGAUGUGGGAGAGUACACCUGCAAGGCGGAGAACCGGAUCGGUUCCACCUCCUCCACCUGCAGACUCAAUGUGCAAGAGGCCAAAACUCCGCCGACCUUCCCCAAGAAAAUCACCAGCCUGCAGCAGACGGAGGGCGAGUCCGUCAGGUUCGAGUGCCGCGUCGCCGGCUCGUCACCCAUCGAGGUGUCGUGGCUGAAAGACGGCGAGCCUCUGAGGCAGGGAGACGAGUUCUCCAUGCUGUACGACGACAACACGGCCGUGCUGCAGAUCAGCCGUGGCGAGAUGAGGCACUCUGGGGAGUACGCCUGCGUGGCCACCAACAGCGUGGGCUCGGCCUCCUGCAGAGCCAAGCUCACCCUGCAAGAACCAAGAUACCCUCCGGUCUUUGACAGGAAGUUGUCACCACAGGAAGUGACGGUGGGUGACAGCAUUGAGCUUGAGUGUCACAUGACCGGCUCUGCCCCCAUCAAAGUCACAUGGUCCAAAGACCACAAAGACAUUCGCUCUGGGGGGAAUUAUAAGAUGAGCUGCGUGGAGAACACGCCGCACCUGACCAUCGUGAAGGCGGACAGAGCCGACACGGGCCGCUACUUCUGCCAUGCCUCUAAUGACAUGGGGAAAGACUCUUGUUCCUCUGACAUCACUGUCAAAGAGCGUAAAAACCCUCCGGUGUUCACCAAGAAGCCAUCGGAGCACGUCGAGGACACGGAGGGAAAACUGGUGAAGAUGGAGGGCCGAGUGUCGGGCUCGCAGCCCAUGUCCAUCGGCUGGUUCAAAGACAACACAGAGAUCCACAGCUCGGACAAAUACGACAUCAGUUUUAAAAGUAAUGUGGCCGUUCUGUGCAUCAAGAGCAGCCAGGUGAGCGACAGCGGCAGCUACACCUGCCAGGCCUCCAAUGAGGCGGGAAGUGUCUCGUGUGACGUCACCGUUGGCAUCUCAGAGGCCAAGAAGCCUCCCGUGUUCGACGUCCCGCUCAAACCAGCGACUGUGGAUGAGGGUGAGAAGCUGAGCCUCAGGUGCCACGUCUGCGGGUCUCCUCCUCUCAAGAUCCAGUGGAUGAAAGACAGGAAGGACCUGACGUCGGCCGGGAGCACCAGGAUCAGCUUCUCCGACGGGACGGGCUGCCUGGAGAUCAGCCCGGCCUCCAGACACGACGCAGGCGAUUACCUGUGCAAGGCCUCCAACGACGCAGGCAGCGAGUUCUGCAAAGCCAAAGUCACAGUGAAAGAGAAACCAGGAGCAGCUCCGCUUCCUGCUGAAGCUCCAUCUGCUGCUUCGCCCAAAAAACUGGACAACCUGUUCUUCAUCGAGGAGCCGAAGACCGCACACGUCAUUGAGAAAGGCACCGCAACCUUUAUCGCCAAGAUGGGCGGAGACCCCAUCCCCAGUGUGAAGUGGAUGAAGGGGAAGUGGAGGCAGGUCACUCAUGGCGGCAGGAUUUCCAUCGAGCAGAAGGGCCAGGAGGCCAAACUGGAGAUCAAAGAGGUGACCAAGUCGGACUCGGGUCAGUACAGGUGCGUCGCCUCCAACAAGCACGGAGAGAUCGAGUGCAGCGCCGACAUGCAUGUGGACGAGAAGAAAGAGGCGACGCUCCUCGAGGGAGACCUCCGGGCCAAACUGAAGAAGACGCCGUCAAAGCAGAAGAGUCCACAGGAGGAGAAGGACAUCGACAUUGUUGAGCUGUUGAGGAACGUGGACCCCAAAGAGUACGAGAAAUACGCCCGAAUGUACGGCAUCACAGACUACCGUGGCCUGCUGCAGGCCAUCGAGCAGCUGAAGAAGGAGAAGGCUGAAGAAAGUGGAAGACCGGAACUGGAACGUGGAGACAGAGAGUCAGAUGAGGACAUGGCCCGACUGGUGGCCGACCUGCAGAAGAGGAUGGAGCGCACAGAGCCCGUCACCGUGGUGAAGGACAUCUCUGAUCAGUCCGUCCUCACCAACAAGGAGGCAGUGUUCGAGUGCAAGAUCAAGAUCAACUACCCAGAGAUCACCCUGUCCUGGUACAAAGGCACACAGAAACUGGACACUGGUGACAAGUACGACAUCAGCAUCAGUGGCGACCGCCACCUGCUGAAGAUCAAGAAGUGCCAAUCGUCCGACCAGGGCAACUACCGGGUGGUCUGUGGGCCACACAUCUCCAGCGCCAAGCUCACCGUCAUGGAGGUGGAAGUCGAGAAGCAUCUGCAGGACACAUCGGGUAAGGAAGGGCAGUCGUGUACCCUGUCUUGUCAGUUGUCCAUCCCUAACGUAGAGGCUCAGUGGUUUAAAAACGGCAAGCGGUUAGAGAUGAAGGGCAGGUACACGUCUGAGGUGAAGCACAAGGUUCAGAAGCUUCUGAUCAGAGACCUGAAGCAUGACGACCAGGGUCGAUACACCUGCAGGUACCAGCACCUGGAGUCGUCGGCCGACCUCUGGGUGGAAGCUGAACAAAUUCAUUUCACCAAACGCAUCCACAACGUCGAAGUCAACGAGCGCCAGUCGGCCACCUUUGAGUGUGAGGUGUCCUUUGACAACGCUAUCGUUUCAUGGUACAAAGACACCUGGGAACUGAAAGAGAGCCCGAAGUACAACUUCACAAGCGAGGGCCGAAGACAUUUCAUGGUCAUCCGAAAUGUGGCCAUUGAAGACGAAGGCGUGUACUCAGUGAUUGUGAGGUUGGAGCCCAGAGGAGAGGCUAAGAGCACAGCUGAGCUUUAUUUGUCUGGCAAAGAAAUUGAAUUAGCAAUGGUGCCCAUCGACGUCCCAGACACCUCAGUUCAGAGGCCUGACGUCCCCACGUCAGUGGCAAUUCAAGAAUCUGCUGAGUUCUAUCAUUAUGAAGAAGAGCUUGAACAUAGAGAAUUAGCUGAGUAUUCAUAUCAGGAGAUGGAGGUGGAGCAGAGAGUCGAGUAUCAGAACUGGACAGAGGAGAUGGUAACGCAACAGGUGUCCACAACCAAAGCUGCCAGAGUUCCCGUUGAGGAAACAGUGGAGACUCAGAAGAUUGGAAUGAGAGAGGAAAUCCCAAUAAAAGUUCCCAAAGCUGAAGACAAAAAGCCUCAAGAGAACCUGAAGCCGUCACCACCUGAAGUACUGGAGGUCAAAAAGCCAGUGGAGGAAAAGAUUCCUGUGGUUUCAGUCCCAGAGAAGAAGGAAAUUCCUGCUCCCAAAGAACCAGAGGAGGUUAAGAAGCCAACUGCUGCUCCCUCACUGCCUGCAGAAAAGCCUGGCGUGCCAAAGAAAGAUGAGCCCAGGCCUCGGGUUCCAGCAGAGCCCAAAAAGGUGGCACCUGCAGCUAAGCCUGAACCUGAACCUAAGCCCAAACCGAAAGCAGAACCUGAACCAAAGCCUAAACCCACACUGGCUCCCAAAGCAGAAUCUGAAGCCAAACCUGUGAAGAUUGAGCUGGAGCCUGAAGCUAAGCCGGCACCAGUAAAGAAGCCGACGCCACCUUCCAAAGUCCCCAAAGAAGCUGCAAAACCAGAGUUGGCAAAGGUCAAGCCUGAGCUGGUAGUGAUCAAACCAGAACCAGAAGCCCGAAAACCAAAACCAGAACCAGAAAAACUGAAACCAGAGGUCCUUAAACCUGAGCCUCCUGUAACAAAGCCAGAACCUCCGGUCCAAAAAGCAGAACCUGUGGCGAUUCCCAAACCUGAGCUGCCAGUGGAAAAAGUUGCGACUGAAGUGAGAGUGUCAAAACCAGAACCUCCAAAGACCAAACCAGAGCCGCCGGCCGCUCUCAAGGAACCUCAGAAGACAGUACCAGAAACACCUGCAAAGAAAGAGGCAGCUACACCUCCUCCACCUACAGUCCCACCGAAGGAGGAAGCACCAAAGAAGAAGCCUGUGGCUGCUAAAGUUCCCGUGGAGGAAAAAGUAUCCGAGCCUGCGAAAGCAGCCAAGAAACCAGCAGCUGCUGUUGUACCACCCAAAGACGAACCUGCCAAGAAAGAGAAAGUUCCUGUGAAGGAGAAGGAGUCGCCACCACAAGUCAAAGAGCCGCUGGUAAAACCAGCUGCUCCUCAACAAGAGAGCAAACUGACAACAGCUGUAGAAGUUCAAGAAGCCAAACUUCCAGAAGUCACUGAUAAAAUGAAGAAGUCGGAGAAGGGAAUUACUCCACAAGAAGAAACUAAGCCAGUGAUCAGGCAACAACGUGUGGUGAAGGCGGCCGAAGCAACCGAAACAGAAGAGAAACCAGUGGUGGUAGAAACGACAGCUCCUCAGACAGAUGAAACCAAGGGACCAGUACAAGCACCGGGAGGAGUCAAGAAAGAAACAGUUCUGCUCAAAAAAGGUCAAAUUCAAUUGGAAGAGGAGGCAACGUUUGCAAUUCCCACCUUGAAGAAAACAACCAGAGUCAUGAAAGAAGUGGAGGAAGUACAGGAAAUUAUCAAGCUGAAGAAGGUUCCAGAAGUACCUCCUAAAGAGGCUGAAGAGGAGGAAAAACCUCAGAAGAUCACCAAGACCACUGUGGUCGAUGUUGAGGAGAUGGUUCAAAGAGAAGAGACUUUUGAGAUGUCCGUUGCCACCAGGACACCUAUGGAGGGGAGGAAACCUAGCGACAUAGCAGAUGUGGUAAAAAAGCCUGAAGUUACUAAACCUAAAGAAAAAGAACAAGCAGAAGCUCCUAAAGAUGCAUGGACCCGCAAGAAACCUGCCCCAAAAGAUGAUAAACCAGAAGAUAAGGUUUCUGUAAAGAAAACUCCCAAGGCGCCAAACGAAGAGGAAGCUGCCCCACCUAGUGCAGCCUUGAAGAAAGUAAAGAAAUUGCCUUCAGAUGAAGUGGAACCAGAAGCAGUCAAACUGAAACCAUUUGUGAAGCCUGUAAAACCAGUGGGGGAGCCAGAGAAAGACAAAAAAGAAAGACCAGACAGGGACACUGAGCCUCUCCAGAAAGGAGAGAGGAUCCCCAGAGAGGUGGACACCAAAGAACUUCCCAAAAAACCUGAGAAAGCAGCUCCAGAGGUGAAGGAGCCACCAGCCAAGGUUUCAAAGCCAUUAGACAAAAAGAAAACUCCAGAGAAAGAGCCAGAUGAGGUCAAAGUGCCCACCAAGGUGAAGAAAAUCCCAACACAAGAGCAAGAGAUGGAGAGCAUCAAGCUAAAACCCUUCUCCAGACCUUCCGAAGAUGAUGCAGAGCCCGAGAAGAAACCAGCGGAGGAGAAAGAGCGGAAGCCAAUCGAUGAACUGCACCGUCGUCGCAAAAGUCCAGAUGAAAAACUAAAAGUGCGAGAGCCAGAGGCUCAACUGAAGAAACCUGAGAUCCCAGCAACUCUAGAGAAGAAACCGGAUAAGCCGAAAGAGUCACAGGCAAUUCCAGUGGAGAAGAAGGCAUCUCCUGUGCCAGCUUCUGUCAAGAAAACUGAGAAUGUUCCUGAGAAACUCAAACCACUGCAGUUGAAGAAGGUAAUCACACCAAAGGUGAAAGAGGAGAAGGAAGAAGUUGCUCUUAAACCUUUGGAGCAGCUCAAGAAGGUUGAGCUGAAAAAGACACCAUCUCCCAAAGUUGAGAAGCUUAAAGAAGCAGAGGCAGUCCUCAUUGAGAGGAAGCCGAGCGUUGAUAGACUCAGGAAGGUUCCUAAACCUGUUUCUCCAAAAGACUCUAUUGAAGCUGUGACUCUGAAGAAGGUGCCAAAGAAGCCGUCACCAGAAGAGGAGAAGGCUGCAGAACCAGCGAAACCUGAGAAAGGGAAGUUUCCCCUGGUGAAGGAGGUCUCUCCUGGAGCUGUGCAGAUGAAGAAGGUGGACACUCAGCCGGAGGAGGAAGUGUUUGAAGAGGAGUUCGAAGCAGAAGAAGGUGCAGAAGAGGAGGAGGAGGCCUGGGGCUGGGAGCUGGUUCCUCGUGACAGUUGCGACUCCGAGGAUUGGGAAGGUGAAAGACAAGAAGGUGCUCUAGAGGUUCCAGGUGUGACCAGGAGAGAGGGACAACCAGCAGAGGAAGCAGGAAGAGGCCGAGGCCGAGGGCUGAAACCCAAGCAGACCCCGUCCCCUGGAGAAGGCAGGGGCCGCGGCCUGAAGCCAGGCGGAAAAGGAACCCCACCACCAGACGACCCCUUCGGAGGGUUCAAGCUGAAAGCCGUCCCUCUGAAGUUCAUCAAGAAGAUUCAGGACAUUGUGUUGAAGGAAGCCGAGUCCAUUGGUUCAUCUGCUGUGUUUGAGUGUGAGGUCUCACCUUCCACUGCCAUCACCUCAUGGAUGAAAGAUGACUGCAACCUGCGUGAGGACCCCAAGCACAAGUUUACGUCUGAUGGAAAAGAUCGCAAGUUGGCCAUUAUUGACGUCCAGCUGUCCGACACUGGUGAAUAUACCUGUGUGGCCAAGAACGCUGGCAAGGAAAUCUCAUGCAAAGCCAAGCUCAUUGUUGAAGAGUUACCUGUGAAGUGGAUCAAAGAGCUGGAGGAGGACACUUCCGCUCUGAAGGGUCAACCUGUGUACAUGACCUGCGAGCUGAACAAAGAGAGAGAUGUGGUCUGGAAAAGGAACGGCGAGGUCCUGAAGACUAAGGCCAACAAGAUUCAGAUCAACAUCAUAGGCAUGCAGCACGCUGUGACCAUCCAGAACAGCAGCGAGGAGGACGCUGGAUGCUAUUCAUGUGAAGUGGCCGGCCAGGAGGACGUGAAGACUGCGACAAACGUCAAAGUGAUUGAAAUUGUCAAAGAUUGGAUUGUGAAACCGCUGAGAGACCAGCAUGUGAAACCGAAGUCUGCUGCUACAUUUAAAUGCGAGCUGUUUAAGGACACACCCAACUGGAAGUGGCUCAAAGGAGAGAACGAGAUCACUCCAUCUGACAAGGUGGAGAUGAAGAAGGACGGGAAGGAGCUGAUGCUCACCAUCAAGAACUGUCAACCUGAGGACGUAGCAGAGUACGCCAUGGAGGUGGAGGGACGCGUCUACACUGCCAAGCUCACACUCGGAGAGCGGGAGGCUGAGAUCCUGAAGCCAUUGGCGAGCGUUGAGGUGACUGAGAAGGAAGAUGCCAUGUUUGAGACAGAGAUCUCUGAGGAUGACGUUCCAGGGGAAUGGAAGCUUAAAGGAGAGGUUUUGACCAGGUCCCCGACGUGUGACAUCCAAAUGGAGGGAGCAGUGCGUAGGCUCAUGCUGAAGAGCUGCCAGCUGGAUCAGGCCGGAGAAGUGUCCUACCAGGCUCUGAAUGCCAUUACCAGUGCAAUGCUCACUGUCAAAGCCCGAGUGAUCAGCCUGGCGAGGCCUCUGAAGGAUGUCGCCGUGACCGCUGGAGAGACCGCUACCUUCGAGUGUGAGCUUUCGUACGAAGGCAUCGCUGUCGAGUGGUUCCUGGGGGGAACCAAGCUGGAGCCAAGCGACAGAGUGGUGCUGAAGGUGGAGGGUAACGUCCACAGUCUGACUCUGAGGGACGUCCAGCUGAAUGAAGCUGGACAAAUCAAAAUCACCGCCAAAGACUUCCAGGCCGAGGCGUCGCUCAGCGUCCGAGAGCCGGCGGUAGAGUUCACAAAGCCUCUGGAGGACCAGACGGUGGAGGAAGAGGCCGUCGCCACGCUGGAGUGUGAAGUGUCCAGAGAGAAUGCAGAGGUACAAUGGUUCAAGGACGGACAGGAGAUCAGAAAGACCAAAAAGUACGAGACGAUCGUCGACGGCCGCAAGAGGGCGCUGGUCAUCCACGACUGCUGUCUGGACGACGCAAGGACGUACACCUGUGACGCUAAAGAAUUCAAGACCUCCUGCUUCCUCAACGUUGAACCUCCACAGGUUGAGUUCUCGAAGCCACUCCACGAUGUCGAGGUCAGAGAGAAGGAAACCGCCAGGUUUGAAUGUGAAGUCUCCAGAGGGGACAUCAAGGUCCGCUGGUUCAAGGACGGAAGUGAAAUCAGAAAGGGUAAAAAGUACGAGAUUGUUGCUCAAGGUCGCCAACACGUCCUCAUCGUCCACAAGUCGGUGUUUGACGACGAGGCUGAAUAUGAAUGUGACGCAAAGACCUGCAAGUCCUCCGGGAUGCUCACGGUUGUCGAGGAGGAGGCUCGCUUUACCAAGAACCUGUCCAACGUGGACGGCACCGAGACGGACAGCGUAAAGCUGAUCUGCGAGGUCUCCAAGCCCGGCGCCGACGUCACCUGGUACAAAGGUGACGAGGAGCUGCCGGAGGGCGGCCGCCACGAGAACAUCGUGGAUGGGAAGAGGAGGAUCCUCCUCAUCCAGGACCUGAAGAUGGCCGACGCCGGAGACUACAACUGCAGACUGAGUCCGAGUGUCAAGACCUCGGCAAACCUCAAGAUUAACGAACUGGCGGCCGAGUUCAUCUCCAGGCCUCAGAGCCAGGAAGUGGUGGAGGGCGAGAAGGUGGAGUUCACCUGCUCCGUCUCCAAGGAAACCUACGAGGUCAAGUGGCUUAAAGACGACAAGGAGCUGGAGGCGGGAGAGAAGUACCUGAUGUUGAGUGACGGCAAGAGGCGAACGCUGCUCAUCAAGGACAGCGAGCUGAAGGACGAGGGCGGAUACGUGGUGAUGAUCGGAGCGACCCGGGCUAGCGCCGACCUCACGGUGCUUGAGAAGCUGAGGAUCAUCACGCCGCUGAAGGACACAGAGGCCAAAGAAGGUCAGGAGGUCGUCCUGAACUGCGAGGUGAACUCAGAGGGAGCGAAGGCCAAGUGGCUGAAGAACGAGGAAACGCUGUUCGAGAGCAGCAAGUACGUGAUGGUGCAGAGAGACAACGUCUUCUCUCUGAGGGUCAGAGACGCCCAGAAGGCCGAUGAGGCCAACUACACCAUCAGCCUGACCAAUCAGAGAGGAGAACAGGCCAAGAGCUCGGGCAACCUCACAGUCAAAGAGGAGAGUCUGAAGAUCGUGGUUCCUCUGGAAGACGUCGACACGCAGGAGAAGAAGACCAUCAGCUUCUCCUGUAAGGUCAACAGGCCCAACGCCACGCUGAAGUGGAUGAAGGCCGGCGAGGAGAUCGCCUUCAGCAAACGCGUCGUCUACAGAGUCGACAAAGACAAGCACACGCUGACCAUUAAAGACUGCACGCUGGCCGACGAGGGCGAGUACACCGCCCUGGCCGGGGACAACAAGUCCACGGCGGAGCUCAUCAUCAGCGAGGCGCCGACAGACUUCAACGUGCACCUGAAGGACCAGACCAUCACAGAGUUUGAAGACGCAGAGUUCUCGUGUAAGCUGACCAAAGAGAAAGCAGAAGUCAAGUGGUACAGAAACGGACGUGAGAUCAGAGAGGGACCGAGAUACACUUUUGAAAAAGAUGGAAAGAUUUGCACCUUGCGCAUCAAAGAGUGCAGACCUGACGAUGAGUGUGAAUACGCCUGUGGUGUGGACGACAAGAGGUCCAGAGCCAGACUGUUUGUGGAAGAGACCCCCGUGGAGAUCGUCAGACCACCACAGGACGCGUUCGAACCCCCCGGCUCGGACAUCGUGUUCGAGGUGGAGCUCAACAAGGACCGAGUGGAGGUGAAGUGGCUGAGGAACAACAUGACGGUCGUCCAGGGAGACAAGUACCAGAUGGUGAGCGAAGGUAAAGCCCACAGACUGCAGGUCUGUGAGAUCCGACCCCGAGACCAGGGCGAGUACAGAGUCAUCGUCAAGGACAAAGAUGCAAAGGCCAAGCUGGAGCUGGCAGCUGUGCCUCAGAUAAAGACCACCGACCAGAGCUACGUCACAGAUGCCGGGAAGCCCAUUGUCAUGGCCGUCCCCUACAGCGCCUACCCGCAGGCUGAGGCCGAGUGGUUGUACGACAACCAGAGUCUGCCCAAAGACGACAUCUACACCUCCGCCGACCGCACAGAGUACCGGCUGAAGGACCCCAAGAAGUUAGACCAGGGCCGCUACAAGAUCAGGAUCAAGAACAAACACGGAGAGGGAGAAGCCUUCAUCAACCUCGACGUCAUCGACGUCCCGGGACCCGUGAAGAACCUGCAGGUGGUCGACACCGCCGACGGCGAGGUCAGCCUUGCAUGGGAGGAGCCAGAGAGCGACGGCGGCAGCAAGGUCAUUGGCUACGUGGUGGAGAGACGCGAUGUGAAGCGAAAGACCUGGACACUGGCCACAGAGCACGCCGACAGCCCCGAGUACACGGUGACCGGCCUCCAGAGAGACUCCAUGUACCUGUUCAGAGUCUGUGCCCGGAACCGGGUCGGCAGCGGACCCAACGUGGAGACGGACAAACCGGUCCAGGCCAAGAACAAGUUUGACGUUCCCGACGCUCCUCUGAACGUGAUCGUGGGAAACGUCUCCAAGUUUGGCUGCACUGUCUCCUGGGAGCCUCCCGUGUCGGACGGCGGCUCUCCCAUCACCUCUUACAUCAUCGAGCUGCGUGAUCGUACGGCAGUGAAGUGGUCGCCCAUCCAGAUAACCAAGGCCGACGAGCUCAGUGCCAUCGUCAAUGACGUCAUCGAGAACAAAGAAUACAUCUUCAGAGUUAAAGCCGAGAAUAAAGCCGGCGUCGGGAAGCCCAGCGCCGCUUCGCGACCCGUUAAGAUCAUGGAUCCCAUCGAGCGGCCCAGUCCCCCUCUGAACCUAUCCUGGCAGGACCAGAACAAGAGCUCGGUGCAGCUCAGCUGGGAGACUCCUCUGAAGAACGGAGGCAGCAUGAUCACCGGUUACAUAAUCGAACGCUGUGAGGACGGCAGCGAGAAGUGGCUGCGCUGCAACGCCCGCCUCUGCCCCGACCUCUUCUACAAGGUGUCUGGACUGAAAUAUGGCAAUAAGUACAACUACAGAGUGUUUGCUGAAAAUGCCGCCGGAGUCUCUGACCCGUCGAACCUCAUCGGACCUCUGCUGGCUGACGACCCACAUGUCGGUCCGGCCUUUGACCUGAGUGGUUUCAAAGACGGCCUGGAGGUCAUCGUCCCUCAGCCUCUCACCAUCAGAGUCCCCAUCUGCGGAUACCCGACCCCCAUCGCCAAGUGGACCUUCGGAGAGAAAGAGCUGACCACCGCCGACGAGCGCGUCAGUCUGAUGACCAAGUCCACGUUCACAGAACUGAUCGUCACACCGAGCGUUCGCCCUGACAAAGGCAUCUACGUCCUGCAGCUGGAGAACAAUGUCACCUCCGUCUCUGGAGAGAUCGAAGUCAACGUCAUCGCUGCACCCAGUGCUCCAAAGGACUUCAAGGUCCUGGAGGUGACCCGGCAGCACGUCCACCUGAGCUGGGAAGCGCCGGAGCACGACGGAGGAAGUCCUCUGACUGGCUACCAGGUGGAGAAACGGGACAUGUCCCGCAAGACCUGGGUCAAGGUGGCUACAGGGGUCCAGGACCAGGAGUUCACUGUUACGGACGUGGUUGAAGGGAAGGAGUAUCUGUUCAGGGUCACUGCCUGCAACAAGUGUGGACCAGGAGAGCCGGCGUACAUUGACGAGCCCGUCAACAUCUCCUCUCCUGCCACUGUCCCCGACCCUCCGGAGAACCUGAAGUGGAGGGACAAGUCGGCCAGCGGCAUCUUCCUGACCUGGGAGCCGCCAAAGUACGACGGCGGCAGCGGCAUCAGAGGAUACAACGUGGAUCGCUGCCAGAGAGGAAUGGAUAAGUGGGAGCCCUGCGGGGACAUGGUGCCCGAGCUGAAGUGCCAGGUGACUGGUCUGAUCGAGUGCCAGUGGUACUCCUACAGAGUCCGGGCCCUGAACGGACUCGGAGCCAGCCGGCCGUGCAAGGCCACAGACGAGAUCCAGGCCGUUGAUCCAAAAGAACCUCCAGAGAUCCAGCUGGACGCCAAGCUGCUGGCCGGUCUGACCGCCAAGGCCGGCAGCAAGAUCGAACUCCCCGCGGAGGUGACGGGUAAGCCAGAGCCUCGGGUGAAGUGGACCAAGGCCGACCUGGUCCUCAAACCGGAUGACAGGGUAUCCAUUGACACCAAGCCGGGACACUCCACCGUUACUAUUGCCAAGACAACGAGAGACGAUACCUCCACCUACAUCAUCGAGGCAACCAACAGCAGCGGCCGCGCCACUGCAACAGUCGACGUCAACAUCCUCGAUAAGCCUGGUCCUCCAGCUGCUUUCGACAUCUCUGAGAUCACCAACGAGUCCUGCUUCCUGGCCUGGAACCCUCCGCGGGACGAUGGCGGCUCAAAAGUCACCAACUACAUUGUGGAACGCCGAGCUGCAGACAGCGAGAUCUGGCACCGUCUGUCCUCCACCGUCAAACAGACCACCUACAAGGCAGUGGGCCUGGUCAAGUUCAAGGAGUACAUCUUCAGAGUCUUUGCAGAGAACCAGUUUGGUGUUGGUCCACCUGCUGAACACCCGUCCAUCAUCGCCAGAUACCCCUUCGACACUCCUGGAGCUCCUUAUAAGUUGGAGCAUUCAGACAUCGCCAAGGACUCGCUGUCUCUGGCCUGGUACGAGCCCGAUGAGGAUGGAGGAAGCCCCAUCACAGGAUACUGGGUGGAGAGAUACGAACCCGACCACGACAAGUGGAUCAGAUGCAACAAGCUGCCCAUCAAAGACACCAACUACAGAGUCAAAGGUCUUCCCACCAGGAAGAAGUACAAGUUCAGAGUCCUGGCUGAGAACCUGGCUGGAACUGGAAAACCCAGCAAGGAGACGGACCUGAUCCUCGUCAAAGAUCCUAUUGAUCCUCCAUGGCCUCCUGGUAAGCCCACGGUGAAGGAUGUCGCUAAGACUUCCUGCUUCCUGAUGUGGACCAAACCAGAGCACGAUGGUGGAGCAAAGAUCGACGGCUAUGUCAUUGAGAUGCUCAAGAGCGGUACCGUGGACUGGAUCCGCGUGGCGGAGAACAUCAGCACCCUGGAAUACUUCCUGAAAAGCCUGAUGGAGAAGCAGGAGUACUCGUUCAGGGUGCGGGCCGUUAAUGUGGCCGGGGAGAGCGAACCCAGCGAGCCCAGCGACCCAGUGCUCUGCAAAGAGAGACUGAACCCUCCCAUGGCUCCUCGCUGGCUGAACGUCAUCAACGUGAGCAGGAACAGUGCCGAGUUGAAGUGGACCGCCCCCGAGCGUGACGGUGGCUCACCCAUCACCAACUACGUGGUGGAGAAGCGUGACGUCAGGCGCAAAGGCUGGCAGGUCGUGGACACCACCGUCAAGGAGCUGAAGUACACCGUGACCCCACUCAACGAGGGGUCGCUGUACGUGUUCCGCGUAGCUGCCGAGAACGCCGUGGGCGUAAGCCCGUUCUGCGAGCUGGAGGACUCUGUGCUGGCCAAAGACACUUUCACCACUCCUGGGCCACCGUACGCCCUCACUGUCAACACUGUGACCACAAAGUACGUGGACCUUCAGUGGGAGGCACCUAAAAACGAUGGUGGUCGACCCAUCCUCAGAUAUUCAAUGGAGAAGAAGGAGAAACUCGGCACUCGCUGGGUUAAAUGCGGGAAGACCUCGGGUCCAGACUGUAGGUACAGAGUGACUGACGUCAUCGAGGGAACAGAGGUUCAGUUCCAGGUCCGUGCUGAGAACGAGGCCGGCGUGGGACAUCCGAGCGAACCCACCGAGAUCCUCACAAUCGAAGAUCCUACAGGUGUCCCAUCUCCACCCAUCGAGCUGCAUGUGACCGGCGCCAGCAGGGACUUCCUGUCAAUAGCCUGGAAACCUCCGCAGAGGGACGGCGGCUGCCGCAUCACGGGAUACCACAUCGAGAUGUGUGAGGCCGGAACAGAGAAGUGGAUGAGGGUCAAUUCCCGCCCAGUGAAGGAGCUGAAGUAUCGCGUGGAAGAGGGAGUGAUCCCUGAGAAGGAGUACAUCCUGAGAGUUAGGGCCAUCAACGCCGCCGGAGAAAGCGAGCCCUCCGACAUUUCUGAGAACGUCUUCGCCAAAGACUCAGACUGUAACCCAACACUCGACUUCCAGACUCUGGACCUGGUUGUUGUGGAAACAGAGAAGCUGCACAUCCCAGUUCCCUUCAAAGCCGUCCCCUUGCCCAGGAUCACCUGGCACAAAGACGGGAAGGAGCUGAAGGCUGAUGAACGUCUCGGCUUCAGGAAGGAGUACACUUCCUGUCACCUGGAGGUCGACAGCAGCCUUCACGCCGAUGCCGGCGUGUACAAAGUGACUCUGGAGAACAAACUGGGAGCCGCCAGCGCCACCAUCAACGUCAAAGUCAUCGGUCUCCCUGGUCCCUGUAAGGAGAUCAUGGCCUCUGAGAUCACAAAGAGCUCCUGUAAAGUUUCAUGGGAUCCUCCAGACUACGACGGCGGCAGCCCCAUUCUUCACUACGUUCUGCAGCGGCGUGAGGCCGGCAGGAGGACGUACGUCAAUAUGAUGUCCGGAGAGAACAAGGUGAGCUGGAAUGUGAAAGACCUCGUCCCCAACGGAGAAUACUACUUCAGGGUCCAGGCCGCCAACAAGAUCGGAGGAGGAGAGUUCAUUGAGCUCCGCAACCCGGUCAUCGCAGAGGACCAGAAACACGCUCCCGACCCACCGGUGGACGUGGAGACACACAACCCCACGUCCAGCACCAUCACUCUGACCUGGAAGCCUCCCAUGUACGACGGCGGCUCUAAGAUCAUGGGCUACGUCCUGGAGAAGCAGCAAAAGGGCGAGGACAAGUGGGAGAGGUGCAACGACUUCCUGGUGCCCGUCCUGUCCUACACCGUCAGACGACUGACGGAGGGCAAGAACUACGCCUUCAGAGUCAGAGCUGAAAACGCAGCCGGGGUCAGCGAGCCGUCACGCAACACGCUGUUUGUCAAGAUCUCAGACGCUGUCGAUGCACCGAAGGUUUUCCUGAGCGGCAGCCUGCAGUCCGGUCUCAAUGUGAAGCGAGGCUGCGAGAUCCAACUAGACGCCAACAUCUCUGGCUCACCGUACCCUGAGAUCACCUGGUACUGGAACAACCAGGUGAUACGGCCUGAGGCCCUCCGCAAGAGACGGGAAAAGCCCCUGAAGAAGAAGGUGGAGAAGAAGGAAGAGGAGAAGAAGGAGGAGGUAGAAGCUGAGAAGAAGGAGGGAGAGGUGAAGGAAGGAGAAGAGAAGAAAGAAGGAGAUGAGAAGGGUGAGAAGAAGGAGGAGGAAUCUGUGGAGCUUGAGUUGGAGGAGUCUGAAUACCCGACAAUAAACGAGCGUCUGGCCAUUGACAACCGCCGCAGGGGCACUUCCUCCAUUGUCAUCAAGGACUCGAUCCGGCCCGACCACGGCAUCUACAUGGUGAAGGUGGAGAACGACCACGGCAUCGCCUCUGCAACCUGCGAGGUCAACGUGCUUGAUAUCCCCGGUCCUCCUGUGAACUUCAGAUUCGAGGAGGUGAGGAAGAGCUCUGUGGUCUGCAAGUGGGAUCCCCCUCUCGACGACGGCGGCAGCGAGAUCCUCAACUACACUCUGGAGAAGAAGGACAACUCGAAGCUGGAGUUCGGCUGGAGCAGCGUCACCUCCACGCUGAGGGGCUGCAGAUACCUAGUGCCCAAACUCAUUGAGAAGAAAGAGUACAUCUUCAGGGUCGUGGCUGAGAAUAAGUUCGGUGCUGGUCCUCCCUGUGUCUCCAAACCACUCGUCGCCAAGGAUCCUUUUGAUCCUCCCGAGGCUCCUGAUAAGCCAGAGAUUGAUGAUAUCACAGCCCACAGCAUGCUGGUCACCUGGAACGAGCCGAACGACAACGGCAGCCCCAUUGUGGGAUACUGGGUGGAGCGCCGCGAGAUCAACAGCUCACACUGGGCACGUGUGAACAAGAACAUCGUCCCAGACACUGAGCUCAACGUUGAAGGUCUUCUGGAAGGCCUGACCUACAUCUUCAGGGUCGCAGCUGAAAACCAGGCCGGCCCAGGAAAGUUCAGUGUCCCCUCUGAACCCAAAACAGCCCAGGCUCCGAUCUUACCUCCUGGACCACCAGUUGCCCGAGUGGCCGCAACCACCGACCAUUCCAUCGAAGUGGAGUGGGACCCACCUGCCGACAACGGUGGGGGAGAGAUCCUUGGGUACCACGUGGAUAAGGCAAUGGCUGGCAGCAAGGACUGGUCCAGGUCUACAGAGCGUCCCUGGAAGACCCGGGCGUUCACUGUCUAUGGGGUCCGCGAGGGAGCCAAGUACCUGGUCAGAGUCAUCGCCUGCAACGCAGCAGGAGAGGGAACACCGGGAUUCACAGACUCUGUGUUUGUCAGGAAUCCUGCAGAGUUGCCGGUGAUUGAACUGGACCUUUCCGUCAAGAAUGGCCUGGUCAUCAGAGCUGGAGAGUUGCUCCGUGUACCUGCUACAGUCACAGGUAAACCCUACCCCUCCAUCACCUGGACCAAGGACGACGGUAAACCUGACAAAGACCGCGUGGAGAUUCUCACUGAGGGAAACGACAGCAUUGUUUCAAUCAUGAACGUCCAGAGGAAGGACUGUGGCAAAUACCAGAUCUCUGCUUGCAACCCCAGUGGCAAAAAGGCUGCCUGGACCAGAGUGGAAGUUGUGGAUGUCCCUGGACCCGUCACAGACCUGAAGCCUGUUGUUGUCACUCGUAAGAUGAUCUUCCUGAACUGGGACGACCCUGAGGAUGACGGAGGCAGCGAUUUGACCGGCUUCAUUGUGGAGCGAAAAGACGGCAAGAUGCACACAUGGAGGCAACCCGUUGAAACUACCUCAUCUAAGUGCGAGUGUGUGGGCAUCAUGGAGGGACAGGUGUACAUGUUCCGCGUUAUCGCCAAAAACAAGUAUGGCAUGGGCCCGCCCGUCGAGCUGGGGCCCAUCAACGCUGUGGACCCACAGGGCCCCCCAUCAUACCCCGAGAAGUUCCAUUACACUGAGCGCACCAAGAACUCCAUCACAUUAACCUGGAAGCCGCCUCGUAAUGACGGAGGCAGCCCUGUCAGCGGCUACUUUGUUGAGAAGAAGAGGCAGGAUCAGCAGGCCUUUGAGCCUUGCAACACAGAGAUCUGCCCCAACAUGUCCAUGACUGUGGAAGGCCUGGAAGACGCCUGGAUGUAUGAGUUCAGGAUCAAGUGUGCUAACCUUAUUGGAGAGAGCGAGCCAUCCAUCCCAUUUACUGUGGUUAUCCAAGAUGAUGAAGUGGCUCCUGAGGUCCACAUGCUAAAGAUCUUUAAGGGAGACUCCAUUACCGUGAAGAAGGGUGAACCCAUUGAGAUCCCCGCCGACAUCCUGGGACUCCCCAUCCCUAAGAUUGAGUGGUCCAAGGACGAUGUGGUAAUCCAGGAGCCCACCGAGACUCUGCUGAUGGAGACGGAGGUGACCGGCAGGAUGAACUGCAAGACUGCACUGUCCAUAACAGCAGUCAAUAGAAGAGACCGCGGUAGCUACACUGUGUCCGCCUCCAACAAUAUGGGCUCGGCCAAGCACACCAUCUCUGUCAUGGUGCUGGAUCGACCACUCCCCCCCAGGAAUGUAACAGUCUCCAAAAUCAAGGCCGAGUCCUGCUACCUCCAGUGGGAUGCACCACUUGAUGAUGGUGGCAGCAUGCUGACCAACUACAUUGUUGAAAAGAAGGAAGUGGUGAAAGAGGAGCCAGAGCUGGAGGAGGGACAGGAAGCUCCGCCUGAGCCACAGUGGGAGGAGGUUACCAACAGCAUCAUAGAGAAGAAAUACGGGGUGUGGAACCUGGACACCAACAAGACCUACUUGUUCCGUGUCCGAGCUGAGAACCGCUACGGUAAAUCUGACCCCUGUGCAACAGAGCAAGUCCAGAUCACAGACCCCUUCGGGCUUCCCGGUCCACCAGACAAACCAACCAUUGCGGAGUACUCUAAGACCUCCAUGACCCUUACCUGGGAACCUCCCAGGGACAAUGGCGGAUCCAUGAUUAUUGGGUACUGGCUGGAGAAGAGGGAGAAAGGCACCAGCUACUGGGCCAGAGUCAACAAGUUGCCAGUCACCAAGAGGGGUGUGAAAGGCUGGGAGUACCAGGUGACUCGACUGUUCGAAGGAACAGAGUACGAGUUCAGGGUUGCUGCCAUCAAUUCUGCAGGAACUGGACCGUUCAGUGGACCAUCCGACUCUGCCUUCGCUGUCGACCCACUCACUCCUCCAAGCAUGCCUGCUGCUCCCGUGGUGGCAGAUAAGACGAAGCACAAUGUCACUCUGACCUGGAAACCACCAGAGAGUGACGGCGGAAGCCCCAUCAAGGGCUACAUCAUCCAGAUCCAGGACGAAGGCUCAUCACAGUGGAUAAGGGUGAACGACCCCGACGCCCCUCACCCCACGACUGAGUUCACCGUUCCCAGCCUCCGUGAGCUGAAGCGCUAUCGCUUCAGGAUCAUCGCCGUCAACGACAUCGGCGAAUCCGACCCCAGCCCCCGCACCGGCGAGGUUCUGAUCGAGGAUGUCCAACUCGGACCUUCAAUCUCCAUCGACCUGUUGGUCGACGACCUGCUGUGCAUUCGUGCGGGAGAUCCAUUCAAGAUCCCUGCCACCAUCAAGGGCCGCCCUGUUCCCAAGGUGACCUGGGACUUUUAUGGCAAAGCCAAGUCCCACAAGAAGAAGAAAGUGCACACACUGCCCGUGGACUCGGAGGUCGAGUCCACUGACACUACAUCUGUUGUAACCGUCCCUGUGAGCCUGAGGAGUCACUCUGGACGUUACACCAUCACCGCCAAGAACAAGUCCGGCCAGAAACACGUCAACGUCAGAGUCAAUGUCCUUGACGUCCCCGGACCUCCAAAGGAGUUGAGGGUUACUGACAUAACUCGGGCUACCAUGAGGCUGAUCUGGAAACUCCCCGACAACGAUGGAGGAGAGAGAAUUAAGAGCUACUUCAUCGAGAAGAGGAGUAUCACUGACAAGGCCUGGACCAAGGUGAAUGCAGCCUGUGCCAGCCAGGCCUACGUGGUGCCGGGUCUGCUGGAGGGGCAGGACUACUUGUUCAGGGUCCGCGCUGAGAACAGGCUUGGAUUUGGUCCGUUUACCAUCACCACUGAACCCGCUCGGGCCAGAGACCCCAUCUACCCACCCGACCCCCCCACCAAGCUGAAGGUCAACCUGGUAACAAAGACCACCGUCACUCUGAACUGGGAGGCUCCCAAAAACAACGGUGGCUCCCCAGUGAAGCAUUACGUCAUUGAGCGUCUGAGCUGGGACACGAGCGGCAAAGAGAAGGAGACGUGGAAACAGUGCAACAAGAGAGACGUGGAGGAGCUGAGCUUCGUGGUGGAGGACCUGAAGGAGGGAGGAGAAUAUGAGUUCAGGGUGAAAGCCGUGAAUGCUGCAGGACCCAGCCGACCCUCUGCCACCGUUGGACCCAUGGUCAUUAAGGAUCAGACAUUUGCUCCCACCAUUGAGCUGCGUGAGGCCAUGGAGGGCGAAGAGGGCUGUGACGUCAGCAUCGUGGCCAAGGUGAGCGGAUGUCCUUUCCCCACUCUCGCCUGGCAGAUGGCCAGCCUGGCCAAACCUGACGAGAGGGCCGCCGUCCAGUACGAUCAGCACAUCAACAAACUGGUGACCCAUGACAAGUGCACGCUGCUGAUCCAGCAGGCCAGCAGGCACGACAGCGCCCUCUACAGCCUGACUGCCAGCAACAGCCUGGGCACCGUCACCAAGGACAUCAAGCUCUCAGUGCUGGGACCUCCCGGCCCGCCCGUCGGACCGCUCAAAUUCACCGAGGUGUUUGCGGAGAGGAUCGGCCUGGCCUGGAACCUUCCCACAGACGACGGCGGAUCCAAGAUCACCAACUACGUGGUGGAAAAGCGGGAGGACAACAGGAAGUCCUGGGUCCACGUCUCCAAUGACCCCAAGGAGUGCGCCUACGUGGUGACACGUCUGACGGAGAACCACGAGUAUGAGUUCAGAGUCAUGGCCCAGAACAAGUUCGGAGUUGGGCCUCCGCUGGUCAGCGAGCCGGAGAAGGCCAGAAACCUGUUCACCGUCCCGGGUCAGUGUGAGAAACCAACAGUGACCGAAGUCUGUCUGGAGUCGAUGACUGUCAACUGGGAAGAGCCCAAGUACGACGGCGGCUCGUCCAUCACGGGUUACAUCGUGGAGAAGAAGGAGACGACCGCCAAACGCUGGACCCGCGUCAACCGCGACCCGAUACGAGCGCUGCCACUGGGAAACAACUGGGACGUCACCGGCCUGCUCAAUGGCGCCAUGUACCAGUUCAGGGUCAUCGCUGUCAACGCCGCCGGCUGCGGUCUGCCCAGCGUGCCCUCUGACCCCGUCCUCUGCAGAGACCCCAUCAAGCCUCCGGGACCGCCCACUCCCAAGGUGACCGACUGGACGAGGUCGACGGUGGAGCUGGAGUGGAUCCCUCCUGUGGUGGACGGUGGGUCAAAGGUCACCGGCUACAUCGUGGAGUUCAAGGUGGUGAACAAGGAGGAGGAGGACAAGAAGGCUCAGAGGAGGCUGCUGCUGAGCGACGCCGAGGAGAAGGAGGAGCCCGAGAGUGAGGAGAGCUGGGCCAAGGCAAAGGACACAGAGAUUCGAGGAACCAAGUUUGUGGUUGACGGCCUGAAGGAAGGUGGUCUGUACCGCUUCCGAGUCCGAGCCGUGAACACCGCCGGAGUGGGAGAGCCAGGACUCGUGUCUGAGCUGAUCGAGGUCAAAGACAGAACGAUUCCUCCUGAGAUGGACUUGGAUGCCUCUGUGAAAGAGAAGAUCGUGGUCCACGCCGGUGGCACCAUUCGCAUCAUCGCCUACGUGUCCGGUAAACCCGCCCCGCAGAUCAGCUGGUGCCGGGAUGACGCCGAGGUGCCCAAAGAGGCCGUGGUGGAGACGACGGGCAUCUCCAACUCGCUGGUCAUCAAGAACUGCAGACGCCAGCACCAGGGCAUCUACACCCUGAGCGCCAAGAACGAGGGAGGAGAGAGGAGGAAGGCCGUCAUCGUCGAGGUCCUGGACGUCCCGGGACCCGUUGGUCUUCCCUUCGCCGGAGAGAAUCUGACCAUGGACUCCUGCAAGUUGACCUGGUACUCCCCUGAGGACAACGGUGGCUCGGCCAUUACCAACUACAUCAUCGAGAAGCGAGAGUCAGAUCGCAUGGGCUGGACCUCGGUGUCCUACACGGUGACGAGGAACAACGCCGUCGUUCAGGGACUCAUCGACGGCAAGGGCUACUUCUUCAGGAUCGCAGCUGAGAACAUCAUCGGCAUGGGACCGUUCAUCGAGACCGACAAGAUGGUUCUCAUCAAGGACCCCAUCUCCGUCCCCGAGCGUCCUGAGGACCUGAUCAUCACCGCUGUUACCAAGGACUCCCUCUCUGUGGCCUGGAGACCGCCCAAGUACGACGGAGGCGCCGAGGUGACCGAGUACGUCCUUGAGUCCCGCAUGAUCGGCCGGGACACCUUCACCCGUGUAGGUGGCAAAGACAAGCUGAUGGACAGGAAGUUCACACUGACGGGGCUGAAGGAAGGCUCGAACCACGAGUUCAGAGUCUCCGCCAUCAACAAGGUGGGACAAGGAAAACCGUCCUUCGCCACCAAACCGGUGCAGUGCAAGGACGAGCUCGAACCGCCAACCCUGGACCUGGACUUCAGGGACAAGAUGAUGGUGAAGGUGGGUGACAGCUGCACACUGUCAGGAUGCUACAGUGGCAAACCGGCACCGGCGGUCGCCUGGAAGAAGAACGACGAGGAGCUGAAGGUGGACGAGGAGAUCGGCCUCCACAGCACCACCCGCCACCUCAGCCUCAACAUCAGCAGAGCCAAGAGAGAUCACAGCGGCUGCUACUGCGUCAAUGUGGAGAACACGGCCGGAGCUCGCACAGGAAUCUGCACCAUCACUGUGGUCGACCGUCCUCAGCCUCCAGAGGGCCCAGUGGUCUUCAACGAGGUCUACGGGAACUACAUGGUGGUCUCCUGGAACCCUCCUCUUGAUGAUGGAGGCUGCGCCAUCUCCAACUACAUCAUUGAGAAGAGAGACACCAACAGAGACCUGUGGAUGCCCGUCACCUCUUCCUGCACCAGGACGUCCUGCAGGGUGCCAAAGCUGAUCGAGGGUCGUGAGUACAUCGUCAGGAUCAUGGCUCAGAAUAUCUACGGCAUCAGCGACCCACUCCUGUCUGGAGAGACCAAGGCCAGAGACAUCUUCAAGGUGCCCGACGCUCCCAAACAGCCCACGGUGAAGGAGGUGUACCACGACUCUGCCCUUGUCAGCUGGGAACCACCUGCCGACGGAGGAAAACCAAUCACAGGCUACAUCGUGGAGCGGAAGGAGACCAUGGCCAACAGGUGGGUUCGCUGCAACACAGAGAGAAUCCAUCCAAAGGUGGAGUACUGUGUGACGGAGCUGCUGAAAGGCUGCGAGUACGAGUUCAGGGUCAGCGCUGAGAACGAGGUGGGAGCCGGAGACCCGAGCCCGCCGUCCAAACCUGUCUUCGCCAAAGAUCCCAUAGUGAAACCAAGUCCACCAAUGAACCUCCAGGCCAUCGACUUCACAAAGGAGUCAGUGACUCUGUCCUGGGAGCCGCCUGCCGACACCGGCAGAGGAAAGAUCUUUGGAUACCUGCUGGAGUUCCAGAAGGCGGGAGAGGAGGAAUGGCUAAAGGUGAACCAGACUCCAGACUCCUGCCAGGAGACCAAGUUCAAGGUGAUCAACCUGGAUGACGGUGCACUUUACCGAUUCAGAGUCAUGGCCGUCAACGCUGCCGGGGAGUCUGACCCGGCUAACGUGAAGGAGCCAGUCAGAGUACAGGACAGACUUGAGCCCCCAGAGCUGAUUUUGGAUGCCGGAAUGACCAGAGAGGUGAGGGCCAUGGCUGGCACUCACAUCACUCUGAUGGCCGACAUCAAAGGCGUCCCGUUCCCCUCUGUUACCUGGAAGAAGAAUGAGGCUGAUGUGCCCACGAGGGCUGACAUUGAUACCAACCAAGCUGGCACUAAGCUGGAGAUGAGGUUCUGUAACCGAGGGGACUGUGGAGACUACACCCUGACUGUGGAGAACCCAGUCGGAUCCAAGACCGUCACCUGCACUGUGCUAGUCCUUGACAAGCCUGGUCCCAUCCAGCACCUUCGGGUGACAGACGUCAGGAGUGACUCUGCCUACCUUUCCUGGAAGGACCCAGAGGACAAUGGCGGUACUCGAAUCACAAACUUUGUGGUGGAAAAGAAAGACAUAGCAUCCACUCAGUGGGUCCCUGUCUGCUCCACAUCCAAGAAACGCAGCAUGACGCUGAAGCACCUGAUGGAGGGCACGUCCUACUCGUUCAGAGUCGCUGCUGAGAACCAGUACGGUCGAAGUGAAUACGUUGAGACGCCAAAGGCAAUCAAGGCAAUGAACCCACUCUUCCCUCCUGGUCCUCCCAAAGACCUGCACCAUGUCGACGUGGACAAGACUGAGGUGUGGUUGGUCUGGAACUGGCCUGACCGCAAUGGAGGAAGUGAUAUCACAGGCUUCCUGGUGGAGUAUCAGGAGGAGGGAGUGAAGGAGUGGGAUGAGUGGAAGACUGUCAGCAUCCCUGAGAGUCACGUGACUGGCCUGGAGGAAGGAAAGACCUACCGCUUCAGAGUGAGGGCUGAGAACGCCAUUGGCCUCAGCAGACCUGACACCACUGUGCCUAUCCUCUGCCAGGAGAAACUGGUUCCCCCAAUCGUUGAGUUGGACGUUAAGCUCACUGAAGGCAUCAUUGUGAAGGCUGGUACUACCAUCAGGCUGCCAGCUAUCAUGAGAGGAAUCCCUGUUCCGACUGCAAAGUGGUCCAUUGAAGGAGAGGAGCUCAUCAGCCAGGGCAAUGUCAAAAUCGACACUGACAACUUCUCCACUGUGCUCAGCAUUAAUGAGUGCACAAGGAACCACACUGGCACCUACCUGCUCGCUGUGUCAAACCCAGCCGGAACCAAGACAGUAGCUUUGAAUGUAACUGUCCUGGAUGUUCCCGCUGCUCCCAUUGGACCUGCCAACCUCCUGGAGGUCACUCCUGAUUCCAUGAUUAUUGAAUGGCGUCCUCCCAAGGACGAUGGUGGCAGCCCCGUAACCAACUACAUUGUGGAGAAGAGGGAGUCCAACAAGGAGACCUGGGGAGGUGUGAGCUCCGGCAGUCUUGCCACCCAGCUCAGGAUCACACGCCUACAGAAGGGAGUUGAGUAUGUGCUUCGUAUUCGUGCUGAGAACAAGAUGGGCAUUGGUGCUCCUCUGGAGAGCAAGCCAACGGUCGCUGAGCACUCCUUCAUGCCACCCAGCCCGCCUGGUAAGCCACAGACUUCCGAUAUUGCAGAGGAUGCGGUUACAGUCGGCUGGACCAUGCCCCUGUCUGAUGGUGGCAGCCAGAUUGCUGGCUACAUCAUCGAGCGCAGGCACAAGGGAGGAAAAUGGAUCCGUGUCAAUAAGACACCGUGCAAGGACCUGAGGUAUAGAGUUCUGGGUCUUUUUGAGGGCAAUGAAUAUGAGUUUAGAGUGUUUGCUGAGAAUAUUGCCGGCUACAGUGGACCCUCUCCCACCUCUGACCCCUGCAAGCCCUGCAGGCCUAUCACUGUCCCCAGUCCCCCUGUAAACCCCAGAGUUAAAGAUUACAGCAAGACCACUGCCGACCUGGUGUGGAGCAAACCCAAUAAGGAUGGAGGCAGCCCUAUCUUGGGCUACACUGUGGAAAUAAAGAAAGCAGAUACUGACGAAUGGAAUAAAGUGAACCUGGACGACUUCAUCAAGCAGUGUGCCUACAGUGUCAAGGGUCUGGAGGAGGGCGGCACCUACAGAUUCAGAGUGAGCGCCUCAAACAUGAUUGGAGAUGGAGAACCGAGAGAAAUCCCACAGUCCAUCACUGCGCAGGAUAUCCUCAUUCCUCCAGAGAUUGAGAUGGAUGCCACCUGCCGUGAGCGUGUCACUGUGCGCGUCGGAUACAACAUCAACAUCAUCGGUUACAUUAAGGCCCGCCCUGACGCUGAAGUGCUAUGGUCAAAGGAGGAGACAGUUCUGGAGAACAACAAACGCGUCACCAUCACUCAGAACUUCCCUGUGGUCCAGCUGAGGAUCAAAGAGGCCACAAGAGAUGAUCACGGAAAAUACAUCGUUAAGGCUUCAAAUGAGGGCGGAGAGGCCUCCUGCACCAUCACACUCAAUGUGCUAGACAGACCCAGCCACUGCCAGAACCUGCACACUACCUAUGCUACCAGGGACUCAUGUAUGAUCAACUGGGAGGCCCCUAAGGACAACGGUGGAUCUGAGAUCACCAACUACAUCGUGGAGUGCCGUGAGCCCAGCAUUAGCACGUGGGCUAUGAUCUCCUCUAACUGCACCAAUCGCAAGAUCAAGGCCAAACUGAUGGAUGGCCGCGAAUACCUGUUCCGUGUCUGUGCUGUGAACAAAAUGGGACCUGGACCCACUGUGGAGACCAAGACCCCUCUUCUGGCCAUUGACCCCAUCGAGAAUCCUGGUGAGCCUGAGAACUUCAGAGUCACUGACAUUGGUAAGAACUAUGUCUAUCUGAGAUGGAGGAAGCCUGACUAUGAUGGUGGAAGCCCCAACCUCUCCUACAACCUGGAGUGCAAAGGCAAAGAUGCAGAUGAGUGGCAGAAACUCAACGCCGGCAUUCUCACUAAUACUUUCUUCCUGGCUGACAAGUGUGUAGAGAAUCAGACGUACACUUUCAGGGUGCAGACCGUAAAUGAGGGAGGGGAGAGUGACUGGGUGAAACUUGCUGAUAUUGUGGUGAGGGAGGAGAUCCAGAAGCCUGUCAUUGACCUGAAGCUGACCGGAACUCUGACAGUGAUGGUUGGAGAGUCAGUCAGGAUAGAGGCCGGCUUGAGAGGGAAGCCCCAGCCUGAGGUAAAAUGGAUCAAAGACAAGGCUGUUGGAGACAACCCCAGAAUCAGUUAUGAGACUGGCCCAGACUACUCCAAGUUCCUAAUGACCAAAUCCAGACGCACUGACACCGGAAAAUACAUCAUCACUGCCACCAACUCAGCUGGCACCUUCACAGCAUAUGCCAACGUAAACGUCCUGGAUGUCCCCGGGCCAGUAAGGUACCUCAGGAUUACGGGCAUUGGAGCCGACAAGUGCAGAGUUGUGUGGGAUGCUCCAGAGGAUGAUGGAGGUUGCGAGGUAGACAGCUACAUCCUUGAGAAAUGUGAGACCAGGAGGAUGGUGUGGUCCACAUACUCAGCCUCUGUGGUUACACCAUACUGCAACGUCACUCGUCUAGUGGAGGGCAAUGAAUACAUCUUUAGAGUGAGGGCAGAGAACAAGAUGGGAACUGGCCCGGCCAUGGAGAGCAAGCCUGUCACUGUCAAGACUCAGUUCAACAAACCUGGCGCCCCUGAUACCCCAGAGGUGACCAAGGUGAGCAAAGAGGAGAUGACAGUGGUCUGGGCUCCUCCUGAGAACGAUGGAGGGAAGUCGAUCACUGGUUACAUCCUGGAGAGGAAAGAGAAGAGGGCAGUGCGCUGGGUGCCAUGCACCAAGAGCCCCAUCUCCGAAAGACGCAUGAAAGUCACUAACCUGAUUCCUAACCACGAGUACCAGUUCAGGGUGAAGGCUGAGAACGAGGUUGGUCUGGGAGAGCCCAGCAAACCCUGCAGACCCGUUGCAGCCAAAGAUCCCAUCGAGCCCCCUGGCCCUCCUGCAGGGCUGAAGGUGGGUGACAGCACCAAGACCUCUAUCACACUGUCCUGGUCUAAACCUGUGUAUGAUGGAGGUGCCCCCAUAAUUGGCUACAGCUUGGAUUUGAGGCUGAAGAGCGAGGCAGACCCUGAAAAGCCCUCAGAGGGCUGGAAGAGAAUUGACACCCGUGGCCCACUGGUGCUCACAGAGUUCACCAUUGGCCAGCUGGAUGAAAAGCAGGAGUACGAGUUCAAAGUUUCUGCCCGAAACCAGGUGGGCUGGGGACGCCACGCCUACUUGAAGGAGGCUGCCUCCCCCAAGGAGAUACUGGAGGCUCCAGAGAUCGAACUGGACGCUAGUCUGAGAAAAGGCCUGGCUGUCAGGGCUGGAUGUCCCAUCAGGCUUUUUGCUGUGAUCAGAGGAAGGCCCGCCCCCAGGGUUACCUGGAAGCGCCUUGGUGUGGACAAUGUAGUCCGCCGAGGCCACGUGGACCAGGUUGACAGCAUGUCCUUCCUGGUUAUUCCUGAGAGCACCAGGGAGGAUUCUGGGCAAUACUCACUCACUCUGUCCAACACAGCUGGAGAAAAAGCUAUCUUCGUCCGUGUCAAAGUGCUCGACACUCCUGGUCCCGUAGGCGGCCUGGAGGCAACUGACGUCACCAAGACGACAGCUCAACUGUCAUGGCUGCCACCAGAGAAUGACGGUGGCAGCCCAAUUCUCAACUACAUUGUGGAGAAACGGGAGGUGGAUAGGAAGACCUGGACCAAGUGCACAGAGGAACUGAAGAAGACGAGCUUCAAGGUGACCACCAUGUCACCUGGCAUCGAGUACUACUUCAGAGUCACAGCCUGCAACAAAUAUGGCAUUGGUGCUCCACAGGACUCACCAAAGUCCUACCUAGCUGUUGAUCCAAUCAGUGAACCCGACCCUCCGAAGAAGAUGGACGUGUUGGAGAUCACCAAGAACAGUGCCACACUUGGUUGGCUGAAGCCACUCAGAGACGGAGGAGCCAAGAUCAAUGGUUAUGUGGUAGAUUACCAGGAGGAGGGCUCACCAGAAGACAAAUGGACACCUUAUUCUGUGGUCAAAGACCUGACCAUUGUGGUGGUUGGUCUUAAAGAAGGAACGAAGCACAAGUUCAGGGUGGCAGCUAGGAACUCGGUUGGAGUCAGUCUGGCCCGAGAGGCAGAGGGAGUGUUUGAGAUCAAGGAGCAGCUCAUGGCUCCUAAGAUAAUCUUGCCCGACACAGUGACUGUCAGAGCUGGAUCGAAGAUGGUGAUUGAGGCCAUUGUGGCAGGUAAACCUUCUCCCCUCUGCAAAUGGAAGCAGGGCAACGAGGACGUGCUGACAUCCGACCGACUGUCUCUUGUAAAGACACUGACAACCUGCACGCUAAUCGUCAAGAAUGUGAAAAGGAAUGACAGUGGGUACUACAGCUUGUCAGCCGAGAACAGCACUGCCAAGAUCAACCACCUCCUCAAAGUCAUCGUCAUGGACAUUCCCGGACCCCCUGAAGCUCCUCUGAUGAUCACCGAACAGGACAUCGACGCCUGCACGCUGCUGUGGAACUCACCAGAAGAGGACGGCGGCAGCAACAUCACAAACUACAUCGUAGAGAAGUGUGAUGUCAGCCAGGGUGACUGGGUCCCCGUGUCCACAUCCUGCACUAAAACCAGCUUCAGAAUAACCAAACUGACACCUGGCAAAGAGUACGGCUUCCGAGUCCGUGCUGAGAACAGGUUUGGCGUCUCUGAGCCCAUCUACUCUGAGAAGAUGAUCGCUAGACAUCCGUUUGAUGCUCCAAGUGAGCCCAGAAACCUGCAGAUCAACAAGAUCAACAAGGACUUUGUCAUCCUGUCAUGGGAGUGUCCCAGCAGCGAUGGAGGCAGCCCCAUCACCGGAUAUUGCAUUGAAAAGAAGGAGAGGAACAGCCUUCUGUGGAUGAGGGCCAAUGAAUCUGUGGUGAAAUCCACCCAGUACACCUGCGCCAACCUGAUCGAGGGCCUGGAGUACACGUUCAGAGUGUCGGCACUCAACCAGGCUGGACAGGGCAAACCUUGCAAACAGACUGACCUCAUCACUGCCAGGACUGCUAUUGACUCACCAGGCAAACCCGAACCCAUGGAUGUGACCAAGAACUCUGUGUCAUUGGUGUGGAGCCGUCCCAAGCACGAUGGUGGCAGCAAGCUCAUUGGCUACUACAUGGAAUACACAAAGCUUCCAGAGGAGAAGUGGACUCGCUGUAAUGCCAACUGCAUGAACAUCCAGACGGAGAACUAUGUGGUGACCGGCCUGGAAGAGGGCCAACAGUAUCAGUUUAGAGUCAUCGCCAAGACGGCCAUCAACAUAAGCCAGCCUUCAGAGCUGUCUGACCCCAUCCCUGUCAUCGCAGAGAACGUUGCUCCUCGUGUGGAACUGGGUGUCAACAUGAAGAACCUGAUCGUGGUCAAGGCCGGAGAGAACGUCUUGCUGGAUGCUGAGAUAUUCGGCAAGCCACUGCCUAAGGUGAGCUGGAAGAGAAAUGCUGCGCCGCUGGUCCUGACGGAGGGAAUGAAGAUGACCCAGAAGAAACAUCUGCACUUCCUGGAGCUCUACUGUGUCACCAGGAAGGAGUCUGGAGACUACUCUAUCACCGCUGAGAACAUCAAUGGAACCAAGUACGCCACCGUCAAGGUCAAGGUGCUUGACAAACCAGGCCCCCCAGCCUCAGUGAAAAUUACUAAAGUGUUCGCCGACCGUGUUAAGCUGCGGUGGGAGCCCCCGAUUGCAGAUGGCGGCUCUGAGAUCACUAACUACAUCAUCGAGAAGCGUGAGACGAGCAGGGCCAACUGGGCGCUGGUCACCUCCAAUAUCCACGGGCACAUCACCGACUGCUCAGUGGAGAAACUCAUUGAAGGACACGAGUACCAGUUCAAAGUCAGUGCUGAGAACCAGUAUGGUGUGGGAGACUCCAUCAUGGCUGACGCUGUCAUGGUCAAGAACCCAUACGAUGUUCCCGGUCCGUCCGAGCCACCGGUUAUCACCAACAUCACCAAAGACUCCAUGACAGUCAGCUGGAAGGCUCCAGCUAAUGACGGCAAGGCUGCCAUCCUGGGCUACAUGGUGGAGAAACGUGAGGCCACUGAACUGACCUGGGCUAAGGUCAACCGCCGGCCUGUCAUCGACAGGACCAUCAAGGCUUCUCAGCUGACCGAGGGCUCUGAGUAUGAGUUCAGAGUCAUCGCCAUCAACAAGGCCGGUCUUGGCAAACCCAGUGACGCAUCCAACGCUGCGCUUGCUGUCGAUCCCGUCUAUCCUCCCGGCCCACCUGCCUUCCCCAAGGUGGUGGACUCCACCAAGAGCUCCAUCAGCCUGAGCUGGACCAAACCCGCAUACGACGGGGGCUGUGAGAUCAUUGGCUACCUGGUGGAGAGCAAGCGAGCGGAAGCAGAGGAUUGGACCAAGUGCAAUGUCCCAAAAAAGCUCCAGGCUACCAAAUUCCUGGUGACUGGCCUGAUGGACAGCACAGAGUACCAGUUCAGAGUCAUGGCUGUCAACAAGAUCGGCUACAGCGAUCCGAGCGAGGUCCUUGGAAACCACAUGCCCAAGGACAUCCUCAUCGCUCCUGAAGCUGAGCUGGAUGCUGACCUUAGAAAGACUUUGGUUCUUCGAGCCGGUGUCACCAUGAGGCUCUACGUCCCACUGAGAGGACGUCCAGCUCCGAAGGUCACAUGGACAAAGGUUAACGCCAACCUGAAGGAUAGGCAGGGCCUGCUGAUCAAGACGUCAGACUGGGACACCCUACUGAUGAUCGAGGGCAUUAACAGAUACGACGCAGGCAAAUACGUCCUGACGCUGGAGAACAGUAGCGGCUCAAAGAGCUAUACCAUUGUGGUCAAGGUCCUCGAUUCUCCUGGACCACCUGUGAACCUGGUGGUGAAGGAGACCUCCAAAAGCCAUGCCUGCAUUACCUGGGAAGUCCCAAGGAUUGAUGGUGGAAGCCCCGUGAAGAGCUACAUUGUAGAGAAGCGUCUAGCCGAGAGGAAGGCCUGGACCUGCGUGUCAGCAGAGUGCCACAAAAUCUCCUUCAGGAUCACCAACCUGGAGGCGGGACAGGCCUACUGCUUCAGAGUGCUGGCAGAAAACGCAUACGGCAUCGGAGAGGGCUGCGAGACCGCCGGCAGCGUCCGAGCCUCAGAGCAACCUGGUCCAGUGACGGAUUUCAGAGCCCAGAAGACCACCAAGGACUCUAUCAUCCUGGGCUGGAAGAAGCCUAUCAGUGAUGGUGGAAGCUUCAUUACUGCUUACAUCCUGGAGCAGAGUGAGGGCGAGGGGAAGUGGCAGCAGAUCAUGAAGGGCAAGAACACCUCACACACCAUUGGCGAGCUGACUGAGGGCAAGGAGUACUUGUUCAAAGUGACGGCACUCAAUGAGUCCGGUGAGGGACCACCCACCGAGCUCCCCGUUGUCGCCAAGGACCAGUUUGUGCUACCUGACUGCAACUUGAGCAGUUUAUUUGAUGGCUCCUGUGUGGUGAAGGAGGGCAGUACCACGCGUAUUAACAUCCCCAUCAUGGGAGUGCCCCACCCCACAGCCACUUGGAAGAAGGGAGAUCUGGGACUAGGAGACACGGGCCGGAUGUGCGUGGAGGCGUCUCAUGGAGUCACCACCCUGCUGAUCAGAGACUGCCAGCGAGGAGAUGCCGACACUUACACCAUCAAUGUCAGGAACAACGCAGGCUCCAAGGACUGCAAGUUCCUGCUGAAGGUGGUCGGCAAGCCUGGCAUCUGCACCGGACCAAUUAAGUUUGAUGAGAUCACUGCUGAUGGCAUCACCCUGGAGUGGGGACCACCCAAAGAUGAUGGUGGUGCAGAAGUGUCCAACUACAUUGUGGAGAAGAGGAGGACGACAGACAAUAAGUGGACCACGGUGGCUUCGGCCCUCCAGAAGACUACCAUGAGGGUGAUCAGGCUCCAUGACGGAGUAGAGUAUAUCUUCAGAGUCUUCGCUGAGAACAAGUAUGGAGUUGGAGAGCAUCUGAGGUCUGAUCCAGUCAUCGCACAACACCCAUUCAAUGUGCCCGAGGCGCCUGCUCCUCCAGAAAUUGUGAGCAUCCGCCAUGAGUCAGCCAUCUUGACAUGGGCUGAUCCAAAGGACAGUGGUGGUUCCCCAAUUACCGGAUACCAUGUUGAGUUUAAAGAGAGGAACAGUCUGAUGUGGAAACGGGCCACAAAAACUCCUUUGAGAGUGAAGGAGUGCAGAGUCACUGGCCUAAUAGAGGGACUAGAGUAUGAGUUCAGGGUAAUGGCCAUGAACAUUGCCGGCCUAGGAAAGGCAAGCAGGGCCACUGAGGCUGUGGUCGCCCUGGAUCCUAUUGAUCCUCCUGGCAAGCCUGAAGUGAUUAACGUCACCAGGGGCACGGUCACUCUGAUUUGGACUGCUCCCAAAUAUGAUGGCGGCUACAAGCUGACUGGCUAUAUGGUAGAGAAGCUAGAGUCUGGUGGCAAAGCCUGGACGAAGGCCAAUCAUGUCAACAUCCAGGGUUGUGCCUUCACUGUCACAGACCUGUCUGAGGGAUCUCAGUUUCAAUUCAGGAUCAGGGCCAAGAAUUCUGCUGGGGCUGUCAGUGUUCCUUCAGAGUCUACUGACCUUCUGACAUGCAAGGAUGAGUAUGAACCCCCAACCAUUACUAUUGACCCAGACAUUAAGGACGGUGUUUCAGUCAGGGCAGGAGAUACCAUUGUCAUCUCAGCCUCCAAGAUUGUUGGCAAACCUCCACCCACUUCUGUCUGGUCCAAGGGAGGCCGUGAGUUUAAGAACUCUGACAUUGUCACCAUUUCCAGUACCUCCACCUCCUCUACUCUGUCCAUCAAGUACGCAAGCCGGAAGAACACAGGUGAAUACACCAUCACUGCCAGCAAUCCCUUUGGCAUUAAGGAAGAACAUGUAAAAGUGAAGGUCCUGGACGUGCCUGGACCUCCAGGCUCCAUUGAAGCCAGUAACAUUUCAGCUGAGAAAUGUACACUGACCUGGCUUCCACCAGAGGAGGACGGAGGGUGCUCUAUCAAGUCCUACAUCCUUGAGAAGAGAGAGACCAGUCGCCUGCAGUGGACCAAGCUAGCUGAAAAUGUCAUUGACUGCAGAUAUGUAGCCAGCAAAUUGAUCAAGGGCAAUGAGUACAUCUUCAGAGUGUCUGCUCUGAACCAGUAUGGCACUGGAGACUCAAGCCAGUCUGGUCCAGUCAAAAUGGUUGACAGUUUCCGUCCACCAGGCCCACCCUCAAUCCCAGAGAUUGAUAACAUCAUUAGAAAUGCUGUCACCAUUUCAUGGAAGAGACCGGCACAGGAUGGCGGAAGUGACAUCAGGGGAUAUUGUGUAGAGAGGAAAGAGAGGAAAGGAAUGAGAUGGGUGAGAGCAUGUAAGAGGACAGUCCCUGACCUGCGCUUCAAGGUGCAAGGCCUGAGCGAGGGUGUAGAGUAUGAGUUUAGAGUCACUGCAGAGAACAAGGCUGGAUUUGGGGAGCCAAGUGAGCCAUCAUCCCCUGUGAUGACCAAGGACAUUGUGUAUCCACCUGGCCCUCCAUCCAAUCCCAGAAUAACAGACACCACAAAAACAACAGCGACCUUUGCCUGGGGCCGACCCCACUAUGACGGUGGUCUGGAAGUAGAUGGAUAUAUUAUUGAGUACAAAAAGGAGGGCCUUGAUGACUGGGAGACAGAGACACAGUUCCCAUUGAAGGCUACUGAAUACGUAAUUGGUAAACUUCAAAAAGGCGGCAAAUACCACUUCAGAGUCAGUGCUGUAAACUCUGAGGGAGUUGGUGAGCCAGCAGAGGUUGACAAAGUGAUUGAAAUUGUGAACCAGGAAACACUGCCAGACUUUGAGCUGGAUGCUGAACUCAGGAGGACCCUAGUGGUCAGGUGCCGUGCUUCAAUCCGCAUGUUUGUUCCUAUCAGGGGCCGUCCUGUUCCUGAGGUAACAUGGAGCAAAGAUGACACCAACUUGAAAACACGUGCACACAUUGACACCACAGAGUCCUACACUCUACUGGUUAUUCCUGACUGCACUCGAUAUGAUGCUGGAAAGUACCACCUUUGUCUGGAGAAUGUUGCUGGAAAGAAGACAGGCUUUGUUAAUGUGAAAGUUCUCGACACCCCAGGACCACCAGUCCACCUAAAACCUAGAGAGAUCACAAAGAAUACCAUCACUCUCCAGUGGGAAAUUCCCAUAAUUGAUGGUGGUUCAAAGAUUCAUAACUACAUAAUUGAAAAGAGAGAGGCCACUAAGAAGGCCUACACGGUGCUAAGCACCACUUGGCAGAAAUGUUCGUUCAAAUUUACAGACCUUGAGGAGGGAGCUUACUACUACUUCCGUGUCUCUGCUGAGAAUGACCUGGGUGUAGGUGAGCCUGCUGAAACCCCUGAGCCAAUCAGGGUGUCCCAAGCCCCUUCUGCACCAGAGAACUUGUAUGUGACCGAUGUUACCGCUGAUAGUGCCAGCCUUGCAUGGAUCAAGCCCUUGCAUGAUGGUGGGAGCUUGAUCACUGGAUAUGUCAUUGAGGCCCAGAAGAAGGAUACUGACCAGUGGGUGCAUGUGGCCACCAUCAAAGCUCUGGACUACACUGUCACAGAUCUGAUUGAAGGGGCAGAGUAUACUUUCCGCAUCAUGGCUGUCAAUGCAUCAGGUAGGAGUGACCCCCGUGAGAGCAGGCCUGCUGUUAUCAAAGAGCAGACUUCCGCUCCCUCUUUUGACCUACGUGGAGUCUACCAGAAGACAGUCAUUGCUAAGGCAGGGGACCGUGUAAAGGUGGAUAUUCCAGUGCUCGGCAAGCCCAGGCCUGUGGUCUCCUGGAAGAAAGGAGAUGCAGUGCUCAAAGAGACACAAAGAAUAAACACAGAAAUAACACCAACAUCAACUAUCCUCAACAUCAAUGAGAUCAAGAGGACCGAUGGAGGCCAGUAUUCCAUGACUGGAAAGAACAUGCUUGGUACAGUGAUUGAGACAAUCACAGUCCUUGUCCACGACAUUCCAGGUCCUCCCACUGGUCCCAUUAAGCUGGAUGAGGUCUCAUGUGAUUAUGUUCUUAUGUCCUGGGAGGCACCAGAGAAUGAUGGGGGCGUUCCUAUUAACAACUAUAUCGUUGAGAUGCGGGAGACUACCGGUACUUCAUGGAUGGAGUUGGCAGCUACAGUGAUCCGCACCACAUUCAAGGCAGCUAAACUCAGCACUGGAACCCAAUAUCAGUUCCGUGUCAAAGCCCAGAACAGAUAUGGCAUUGGACCAUGCAUUGCCUCUGAGCCAGUGGUGGCUGCCUAUCCAUUUGAUGUACCAGGCCAACCAGGCAUUCCUGUGGUCACAUCUUUCAACAGGGAUGCCAUGACUUUGAGUUGGAACGAGCCAUCGACUGAUGGAGGCAGUGCUAUUAUGGGAUAUCAUGUGGACAGAAAAGAGAAAAACAGCAUUCUGUGGCAGAGGAUCAGCAAAGCUCUUGUUGUUGGAAAUAUCUUCAAAUCAACUGGCCUUGUUGAUGGAAUCGCAUAUGAACACCGUGUUACUGCUGAAAACAUCGCUGGUCUCAGCAAACCAAGCAAACCCUCUGAGACUACUUAUGCGUUGGAUCCAGUGGAUCCACCAGGCAGGCCUGUGGCGCUGAAUAUCACUAGACAUGAGGUGACAGUGUCAUGGACCAAACCAGAGGGAGAUGGUGGGUUUUCUAUCACAGGAUACACAGUGGAGAGGAGAGAGAUGCCCAGUGGACGCUGGCUCAAAGCCAAUUUCAACAACAUCCUAGAAACCAUCUACACAGUCAGUGGUCUGAAUGAAGAUGCCACCUAUGAAUUCCGUGUGUUCGCUAGAAACUCAGCUGGUGCUGUCAGUGCUCCAUCCCAGCCAUCAGAGGCAAUCAUGUGCAGAGAUGACAUCGAAGAGCCCAGGCUUGAUGUUGAUGCAUCAUAUAGCAGCAAUGUUGUUGUCAUGGCAGGUGAGGUAUUCAAGCUGGAAGCCAAUGUGAUUGGCAGGCCAAUCCCAUCUCUGGUAUGGACGAAGGAAGGAAAGGAGCUUGAGGAUACAGCCAAGAUAGAGAUUAAGACAUAUGACUUCCACACAACUCUGAUAAACAAAGAUUCCCUGAGGAGAGAUGGUGGUGCAUUUACUCUGACUGCCAGCAAUCCAGGUGGUUUUGCCAAGUUCACAUUCAAUGUCAAGGUGCUCGACAGACCUGGACCACCAGACUCCUUCUCUGUAACUGAUGUCACUGCUGAAAAAUGUGUCCUUAACUGGCUGCAUCCAACACACGAUGGUGGUGCCAAGAUCGAGUACUUUAUCAUUCAGAAGCGUGAGACCAGUAGGUUGGCAUGGACAAAUGUGGCUACAGACCUUCAAGCAAAUAGAUUAAAGGUCACCAAACUUCUGAAGGGCAAUGAGUACAUCUUCAGAGUCAUGGCUGUUAAUAAGUUUGGUGAAGGCGAAUCCCUCGAGUCUGAACCUAUAACCUGUGCCAAUCCCUAUGUUCCCAGUGAUGCACCACAGCAGCCUGAAGUCACCACCAUUACCAAGGACUCAAUGGUUGUCUGCUGGGAGCGCCCUGAACAUGAUGGAGGCAGCAGAAUAAACACCUACAUAAUUGAGAGAAGGGAUAAGACUGGCAUGCGUUGGGUAAAGUGCAACAAGAGGACUGUAACUGACUUGCGAUUCAAGGCAUCCGGACUCACACCAGGACACGAGUAUGAAUUCAGAAUUCUUGCUGAGAACAAUGCUGGUCUUAGCCAGCCUAGUCCUUCCAGUCCAUUCUACAAAGCCAUAGACACCAUCUUCCAGCCUGGACCUCCAGGGAACCCCAGAGUCCUGGACACAACCAAGUCUUCAAUCACCCUUGCCUGGAACAAGCCUGUCUACGAUGGUGGUUCUGAAAUCACUGGUUACAUUGUGGAGACCUGUCUGCCUGAAGAAGAUGAGUGGACAAUUCACACUCCCAAAAAGGGAUGGACAGCCACUUCCUUCACCAUCACCAACUUAAAGGAAAAUCAAGAUUAUAAAAUCAACAUCUGUGCCACUAAUUGUGAGGGAGUGGGAGAGCCUGCUGCUGUUCCUGGAACCCCCAAGGCUGAAGACAGACUACUUCCUCCAGAAAUUGAACUUGGAGCAGAUCUACGUAAGGUGGUCAGCAUCAGAGCCUGCAGCACACUUAGACUAUUUGUUCCUAUAAAGGGCAGACCAGCACCUGAAGUAAAAUGGUCAAGAGAGCACGGAGUCUCCCUGGACAAAGCUAAUAUUGAAAUCACCCCAUCAUUCACCACUCUUCAGGUAGACAAUGUUGACAGGUUUGAUGGAGGUAAAUACAUGGUCACGGUGGAGAAUGCCUCAGGAAGCAAGACAGCGUUUGUUAAUGUCAGAGUGCUAGAUAGUCCUGGAGCACCUCAGAAUCUAAUGAUCAAGGAGGUCACUAGAGAUUCAGUUUCCCUUGUUUGGGAUGCACCUCUCAUUGAUGGUGGCUCCAGAGUCCGCAACUACAUUGUAGAGAAGCGUGAAUCAACCAGAAAGGCCUACUCAACUGUCUGUGCAAGCUGCCAUAAGUCAAGUUGGAAAGUUGGAGACCUGGACGAAGGAAAGAUGUACUUCUUUAGAAUUCUGGCUGAGAACGAAUAUGGCAUUGGUCUCCCAGUAGAGACUGGUGAUCCAAUUAAAGUGUCAGAGAAGCCUCUACCACCAGGUAAAGUGUCUCUUCGUGAAGUUACUGGCAACAGUGUCACACUAAGUUGGGAAAAGCCUGACUAUGAUGGUGGCAGUAGAAUCACUGGUUAUAUUGUUGAGAUGCAAAGGAAAGGCAGUGAGAAGUGGACCCAGGUUAUGGUGGUGAAGACCAAUGAGGCUCUUGUAACUGGUCUUACACAGGGAGAGGAGUACAUUUUCCGUAUCUCAGCCACCAAUGAAAAGGGAAUCAGUGACCCACGUGCUCUCAGUGUGCCUGUGGUAGCAAAAGAUCUUGUAAUUUCACCAACCUUCAAACUGCUUUUUGGCACAUUCAGUGUGCUUGCAGGAGAUGACCUGAAAAUAGAUGUACCAUAUGCUGCCUGUCCUAGGGCCACAGCAACUUGGCUCAAAGAUGGUGUUGUCCUCAAAGAGACAACAAGAGUAAAUGCUGAAGCCACAGACCAAAACCAUCUCCUCAUCAUUAAGGAGGCUUGUAGAGAUGAUGUGGGGAUAUACACUAUCAAACUAACCAACACAGCUGGAGAGGCAUCCACAGACAUAAGUGUUGCUGUUCUAGAUAGGCCUGGUCCUCCCACUGGCCCAAUUAAGUUGGAUGAGGUCACUGCUGACAGCCUGGUCUUGUCCUGGAAUCCACCAGAGUAUGAUGGUGGUUGCACCAUUAAUAAUUACAUUGUUGAGAAGAGAGACACAUCUACCAUUAACUGGCAAAUUGUGUCAGCUACUGUGGCCAGAACCACUAUCAAGGCUGCCCGUCUGAAGACUGGAUGUGAGUACCAGUUCAGAAUUGCUGCAGAGAAUAGAUAUGGCAAGUCCUCAGCCCUACUCUCUGAUACCAUUGUCGCUCAGUAUCCAUUUGAAGUUCCAAGCUCACCACGUUCUGUUGUCGUUCAGUCCGCCACCAAGGAAAGCAUGGUGGUUGUAUGGGAGAAACCCAGCAAUGAUGGUGGAAGCAAAAUUAUGGGCUAUCACUUAGAGCUCAAAGAGAGAAACAGUAUAAUGUGGGCGAAACAGAACAAACAACUAAUCCCAGACACUAGAUUCAAGGUUGUUGGCCUUGAGGAGGGUAUUGAAUAUGAGUUUAGAGUCUAUGCUGAGAACAUUGUUGGCAUUAGCAAAGCUAGCAAACUGAGUGAAAUGCAAGUUGCAAGAGAUCCUUGUGACAGACCAGGAAAACCAGAGGCUGUUAUUGUGACAAGAAACCAAGUGACACUCAGAUGGACCAAACCUGAGUAUGAUGGUGGCAUCAAGAUCACAGGUUAUGUGGUUGAGAAGAAGCAGGGAGCUGGCCGCUGGAUGAAGGCCAGUUUCGCAAACAUCAUUGAGACAGAAUUUGUUGUUACAGGACUCACUGAAGAUGAGAUUUAUGAGUUCCGUGUCAUUGCCAGGAAUGCAGCAGGUGUAUUCAGUCAGCCCUCUGAUUCUACUGGAGCCAUCACUGCCAAGGAUGAGGUGGAUCCACCCAAGAUUGACUUGGAAGCUAAGUACUCCCAGGCUGUGGUGGUAAAUGCUGGGGAGACAUUCAGGCUUGAGGCUGCUGUCUAUGGUAAACCUGUGCCGACAAUACACUGGCUGAAGGAGGGUCAGGAGAUUACUGAAGCAGCUCGCCUAGAGCUAAAGAACACAGACUUUACUGCUUGCAUAGUUGUUAAAGAAGCCAUCCGUGUUGAUGGAGGUCAGUACACUUUGCUGGUAAAGAAUGUUGGAGGAGAGAAAUCUAUUAACAUUCAUGUCAAGGUCCUGGACAGACCAGGUCCCCCUGAGGGCCCCAUCUCCAUCUAUGGGGUCACUAAUGAGAAAUGCUCGAUUUCCUGGAAAUCUCCCUUGCAAGAUGGAGGUAGCGAUGUUUCCCAUUAUAUUGUUGAGAGGAGGGAAACCAGCAGACUGGUUUGGACUGUAGUUGAACUGAAAGUUCAGACACUGAACCUGAAAAUCACUAAACUUCUCCCUGGUAAUGAGUACAUAUUCAGAGUGAUUCCAGUCAACAAGUAUGGAGUUGGUGAGCCUCUGGAAUCUGAGUCGAUGAUUGCCAGAAAUCCAUUUGUCACUCCCAACCCACCAACAGAGGUAGAAGUUACCACAAUCACCAAAGACUCCAUGGUUUUGACCUGGGAGAGACCAACUAAUGAUGGUGGUAGUCCCAUCCAGGGAUAUGUUGUUGAGAAACGUGACAAAGAUGGGGUGAGAUGGACUAGGUGCAACAAGCGAACAGUGAGUGAGCUGCGCUUCAGAGUGACAGGGCUCCUAGAAAAUCAUAGCUAUGAAUUCAGAGUUUCUGCUGAGAAUGCUGCAGGUGUUGGCACACCUAGUGCACCAACAGUGUACUACAAAGCAUUGGAUCCUAUCUUCAAACCAGGCCCACCAAACAACCCCAAGGUGGUCGACACAUCUAGGUCCACUGUUUCCCUGACAUGGGGCAAACCAAUCUAUGAUGGUGGAUGUGAGAUUCAAGCUUACAUUGUGGAGGCCUGCAAUGGGGCGUCUGAUGAGUGGUUUAUGUGCACUCCUCCCACUGGAAUCACAGAUACUAAGUUUACAGUGAAAAGGCUUCUGGAGAAGCAUGAGUACCAGUUCAGAGUGUGUGCCAUCAACAAAGUUGGUGUUGGUGAGCAUGCUGAUGUUCCAGGAAAAAUUAUCUUAGAGGAGAAGCUUGAGGCUCCUGAUCUUGACCUGGAUGCUGAUAUGAGAAAGAUGAUCAACAUUAGGGCAGCAAGCACUCUCAGGCUGUUUGUUCCUGUGAGAGGUCGUCCAGCUCCUGAGGUGAAAUGGGGUAAGGCUGAGGGUGAAAUUAAGGAGACUGCCCAGAUUGACAAUACAGGCAGUUAUGCUUCACUUGUCAUUGAGAAUGUUGACAGAUUUGACAGUGGAAAGUACACUCUGACUGCAGAGAAUGCCAGUGGAGUGAAGUCAGUCUUCAUUAGUGUGAGGGUCAUGGACUCACCUAGUCCACCAGCUAACUUCAUGGUGAAAGAGAUAACCAAAAAUUCUAUCACUCUUACAUGGGAACCUCCACUUCUGGAUGGUGGCUCAAAGAUUAAGCAUUACAUUCUUGAGAAGCGUGAGAGCACCAGGAAAGUUUACUCUCCCAUCACCACCUGCAAUAGGAUGUCAUGGAAAGUUGAGCCUCUUCCAGAGGGUGGAAUCUUCUUCUUCAGAGUCCUGGCUGAGAAUGAAUAUGGUGUUGGUCUUCCUGCUAAGACUAUAGAACCAAUUAAGAUAUCUGAGAAGCCUCAGCCACCUGGUAAAGUCAGUGUUAUUGAUGUUACUCAUAGCACUGUAAGUCUCACCUGGGAGAAGCCACAACAUGAUGGCGGCAGUAGAAUCAGUGUCUAUGAAGUCGAACUGUCACAUAAGGGCAGUGAGGUUUGGUCAAUUUGUGCUAGUGUGAGAGCACUGGAGACUGUAGUGACAAAUCUACUCAAGGGUGAGGAGUAUAAUUUCAGAGUUGUAGCUGUAAAUGACAAGGGCAAAAGUGACCCCAGACAACUGGCUCACUCAGUUUUAGCAAAGGACCUUGUGAUUGAGCCUGCUGUUAGACCAAAAGUGAGCACUUACAGUGUCCAGGUGGGGUAUGACCUCAAGAUAGAGGUCCCAGUUGCUGGUCAUCCAAAGCCAACCAUAACCUGGACCAAGGAUGGUGCUGCUCUUAAGCAGACCACCAGGGUUAAUGUUACUGACUCAACACACCACACCACCCUCACCAUAAAGGAUGCCACCAAAGAGGAUGGGGGCAUGUACAGCAUCAAUAUCUCCAAUACUCUGGGUUCCAAAGAUGCCACUGUUGAGGUGAUCACCCUGGACAAACCAGGCCCACCAACAGGGCCUGUCAGGUUGGAAGACAUAAGUGCUGAGAGUAUCACUCUUAACUGGGAACCUCCUACAUACACAGGUGGCUGCCCAAUCUCCAACUAUGUGGUGGAGAAGAGAGACACCACAACAAUCAACUGGGUGGUUGUAUCUGCCACUAUCGCCAGAACCACACUAAAAGUGGCAAAUCUAAAGACGGGUGCUGAAUAUCAGUUCAGAAUCUAUGCUGAGAAUAGAUAUGGAAAAAGCUAUGCAAUUGAUUCAGAGCCUGUUUUGGCACAGUAUCCUUUCCAUGAGCCUGGACCCCCAGGAACACCAUGUGUGUCUUCAUACACUAAAGACUUUAUGGUGGUUGAGUGGCACAAACCCCCAUCAGAUGGAGGCAGUGCCAUUUUGGGUUACCAUCUGGAGAGGAAAGAGAAGAACAGUAUCCUCUGGACUAAGAUUAACAAAAUGCUCGUCCAAGACUGCAGAUUUAAAUCUACUCCUCUUGAGGAAGGCAUUGAGUAUGAGUACAGAGUCUAUGCUGAGAAUAUUGUUGGCAUUGGAAAAUGCAGCAAAGUCUCUGAAGUUUACGUAGCCCGUGACCCAUGUGAUCCUCCUGGCCGUCCUGAGGGUGUGAUUGUGACCAGGCACUCUGUGAAGCUGAGGUGGGCCCCUCCACAGUAUGAUGGUGGAAGCUUAGUAACUGGCUAUGUAGUGGAGAAACGUGACCUUCCUGAAGGAAAGUGGAUGAAGGCUAGUUUUGCAAACAUCCUUGAACAUGAAUUCACCGUUACUGGCCUGACAGAAGAAAAUAAAUAUGACUUCAGAGUAAUAGCAAGGAAUGCAGCUGGUGCUGUCAGCAAGCCAUCUGAGUGCACAGGAUCCAUAACAGCCAAGGAUGAAGUUGAACCACCAAAGUGUGAAACAGAUCCUAUGUACAACCAGGCCAUUGUUAUUAACGCUGGAGAGACUUUCAAUCUGGAGGCCACUGUGGAGGGAAAGCCCAUCCCCACUGCUCAGUGGUUCAAGGGAAAUGUUGAAGUUGAAAACUCAGCAAGGGCUGAGAUUAAAAACACAGAUUUUAAGGCUUUGCUUGUUGUUAAAGAUGCCAUCAGAGUGGAUGGUGGACAGUACACACUGGUUCUGACUAAUGUGGCUGGAACUAAGACUAUCCCAUUCAGUGUGAAGGUACUGGACAGACCGGGCCCCUCAGAAGGACCUCUUAAUGUCAGCAACGUUACUGAGGAGAAGUGCUCACUGUCAUGGCUGCCACCCAGGCAUGAUGGAGGAGCUAGCAUUUCUUACUACGUCAUUCAGAAGCGAGAAACCAGCCGUCUGGCAUGGACUGUGGUGUCCAGUGACUGUGGAGCUACCAUGCUCAAGGUAACUAAACUGUUGAAAGGCAAUGAAUACAUCUUCAGAGUCAUGGCUGUCAACAAAUAUGGUGUGGGCGAGCCUCUUGAGUCAGUGUCAGUUAUCAUGAGAAAUCCAUUUGUUCCUCCUGGCUCACCUCAGGAGCUUGAGAUCACUAACAUUACUAGGGACUCCAUGACUGUCUGCUGGAACCGCCCCGAGACCACAGGAGGCAGUGAGAUUGUUGGUUAUAUUAUUGAGAAGAGAGACAGAGCUGGAGUGAGGUGGACCAAGUGCAACAAACGCAGGGUGACAGACUUGCGUUUUAGAGUAACAGGAUUAACUGAGGACCAUGAAUAUGAAUUCAAAGUAUCUGCUGAGAAUGCAGCUGGUGUAGGUCAGUCAAGCCCACCUACACCAUACCUCAAAGCCUGUGACCCAACAUUUGAACCUGGCAUUCCCACCAAUGCUCACGUGCUCGACACAACUAAAGACUCCGUCAGCCUGACCUGGCAUAGGCCCAUCUAUGAUGGUGGUUGUGAGAUUCAAGGAUACGCUGUGGAAAUUACGAAAGCUGAGGAAGAGGAAUGGACCAUAUGCACCCCACCUUCUGGAGUUAAUGCUACCAAAUUUACUAUCACUAAGUUGAUAGAGCACCAGGAAUAUAAGGUUCGCAUCUGUGCCAUCAAUAAACUUGGUGUUGGUGAGCCCACCGAUAUCCAAGGAGUUGUGAAGCCUGUGGAUAAGAUUGAUCCUCCAGAGAUGAUUCUGGAUUCAGAACUCAGGAAGGGAAUAGUUGUCCGUGCAGGUGGCUCAAUGAAAAUCUGUAUUCCAUUCAAGGGCCGUCCUACUCCUGAGAUCAGCUGGGCCAAGGAGGAUGGUGAACUGCCCAGUAAAGUUCAGAUAGAGACUGCAGAAGAUUAUACACAGAUCUCAGUUGACAUAUGUGACAGAUAUGAUGCUGGAAAAUACAUUGUCAACAUGGAAAAUACCGCAGGCACCAAAUCAGCCUUUGUAUCCGUGAAGGUUUUGGACACUCCAGGGGCCCCUAUGAAUUUAGCUGUAAAAGACAUCAAGAGAGAAAGUGUUACUUUGACCUGGGAGCCUCCUCUUAUUGAUGGUGGUGCAAGAAUAAAGAAUUACCUUGUUGAAAAGCGAGAGUCCACCAGGAAGGUUUAUUCUAAUGUGGAUAACAAGUGCACAAAGACAAGCUACCGUAUCACUGGCCUCACUGAAGGAACUAUCUACUAUUUCAGAGUCUUAGCUGAGAACGAGUUUGGCCUGGGACAGCCGGCCGAGACAGGGGAUUCAGUUAAGACAUCUGAGCCUCCUCUGGCUGUGGGUAAGGUCACUUUGACUGAGGUGACCAAAACCACUGCUUCACUCUCCUGGGAGAAGCCAGACCAUGAUGGAGGCAGCAGGAUCAUGGGCUACUACAUUGAGAUGCAGCCUGUGGGCUCAGAGGAAUGGGUGGUGGCAGCUACAACCAAAACUUGUGAGGGCACAGUCACAGGCCUCAGCGCAGGGCAUGAGUAUCUGUUUAGAGUGACAGCUUUCAAUGAGAAGGGCAAGAGUGACCCCAGGCCCCUGGCUGCACCAGUCACUGCUAAAGAUGUAACUUUCAAGCCCAGAUUUAAGAUGGCAUUCAACACUUAUAGUUUACAGCAGGGUGAGGAUCUGAAGAUCGAGAUUCCAGUACUAGGACGCCCUGUUCCCAAGGUUGAGUGGAAAAAAGAUGGACAAGCGCUUAAGGAGACAACCAGACUAAAUGUAUCUGGCACACCAUCAAUUACUAAGCUGUGCAUCAAGGAUGCAAAUAAGGACGACUCUGGCAAAUACACUGUCACAGCCACAAGCAAUGUUGGAACGACUACAGAGGAGAUUACUGUUAUUAUUCUUGAUAAGCCUGGCCCACCCACAGGCCCUGUUAAGAUUGAGGAGGUGAGCUCUAAUUAUGUCAAUCUCUCCUGGGAGCCACCAGAGUACACUGGAGGCUGUCAAAUCAACAACUAUAUUGUAGAGAAGAGAGACACUACCACGACAGCAUGGCAGAUUGUGUCUGCUACUAUUGCAAGAACAACCAUCAAAGUCACCAAUUUAAAGACUGGAGUAGAGUAUCAAUUCAGAGUGUCUGCUGAGAAUAGGUAUGGAAAGAGUUCUGCCAUUGUCUCUCCCAAUGUUAUUGCUCAGUAUCCAUUCAGUGAGCCUGCUGCCCCAGGAAUGCCAGUUAUUUCUGCUGCAACCAAGGAUAAUAUGGUUGUUGAGUGGAAGCCUCCCACCAACAACGGAGGCAGUCCUAUCCUAGGCUAUCACCUUGAGAGGAAGGAGAAGAACAGCAUCUUGUGGUCAAAACUCAACAAACUUCUAAUCCCAGACACACGUUUCAAGACUACAGAACUUGAAGAAGGUAUUGAGUAUGAAUUCAGAGUUUAUGCUGAGAAUAUUGCUGGAAUCAGCCCUGCUAGCAAGGUCUCUGAGAGCACAGUUGCCAGGGACCCCUGUGACCCACCAGGCACUCCAGAGGCUAUUGAAAUCACCAGAAACCAAGUGACACUCCAGUGGACCAGGCCUCAGUAUGAUGGAGGUAGUACAAUCACUGGCUAUAUUAUUGAGAGGAGAAAGCACCCAGAUACCCGCUGGAUGAAGGCCAGCUACACCAACAUCAUUUAUACCCAGUACACUCUCACUGGCCUGACUGAGGAUUGUGUGUACGAGUUCAGAGUCAUUGCCAGGAAUGCUGCUGGCAUUUCCAGCCGUCCUUCUCAGAGCACAGGAGAAAUAACUGCCAAAGAUGAAAUUGAGGCUCCAGGAGCCACCAUGGAUUCUAAAUUCAAGGAUUUGACUGUUGUUCAUGCUGAUGAAACAUUCAUCAUUGAUGCUGACUACACGGGAAAGCCUCUGCCUGAGGUCAUUUGGUUAAAGGACGGAAAGGAGAUUGACAACGCCACACAACGAAUGGAGGUCAAAACUACACUCACACAUACCAUCCUGACAGUAAAGGACUGCAUUAGAGUUGAUGGAGGCCACUUUGUCCUCAAACUUGUCAAUGUGGGAGGAGUUAAGAUGAUCCCAGUUAAUGUUAAAGUUCUGGAUAGACCUGGUCCUCCAGAUGGCCCGCUAGAAGUGAAAGGGGUCACAGCUGAGAAAUGUUAUCUGCACUGGAACCAUCCUUCACAUGAUGGUGGAGCCAGCAUCUCUCACUAUAUCAUUGAGAAGAGAGAGACCAGUCGUUUGUCAUGGACUAUAGUUGAGCCAAAAAUCCAGGCCAUCAGCUACAAAAUCACAAAACUGUUGCCUGGUAAUGAAUACAUCUUCAGAGUUACUGCUGUUAACAAAUAUGGUGUUGGGGAACCUUUGGAAUCUGAGCCUGUUAUUGCUCGUAACCCCUUCACCACUGCCAGUGCCCCCUCCACCCUAGAGGCCGGAGCAAUCACAAGGGACUCUAUUGUGCUUACCUGGGAGAGGCCAGAGGAUAAUGGAGGAGCUGAGAUUGAAGGAUAUAUCCUUGAAAAACGUGAUAAGGAUGGCAUCAGAUGGAGUAAAUGCAACAAGAAGAGACUGAGUGACCUGAGAUUCAGAUGCACUGGCCUCGCUGAGGGUCACUCAUAUGAAUUCAGGGUCUCAGCUGAAAAUGCUGCUGGUGUGGGAAAACCUAGUGCACCAACUCAAUACAUCAAGGCAUGUGAUGCCACUUAUCCGCCAGGAGCUCCAAAUAACCCAAAAGUCACAGACAUUUCAAGCACCUCAGUGUCCCUCUCCUGGACCAGGCCUAUCUAUGAUGGUGGGGCACAGAUCUGUGGAUACACUGUUGAAAUGAAGGAGGCAGCAGAUGAUGAGUGGAUCAUUUGCACACCACACACUGGUGUCCAAGUUACUCACUACACUGUAAAGAAACUGAAGGAGAAUGCAGAGUACAACUUCCGCAUCUGUGCUGUCAACUGUGAGGGGGUAGGGGAGCAUGUUGACAUUCCUGGGUCUGUGUUCGCUGUUGAGAAGCUGGAAGCUCCUGAAAUUGAACUAGAUGCUGACCUAAGGAAGAUGGUCAAUGUCCGUGCCACUGCUAACCUCCGUCUGUUUGUGACAAUCAGGGGAAAGCCUGAGCCUGAGGUCAGAUGGUCAAAGGCUGAUGGCACUCUAAAUGAGCGUGCCCAGAUUGAAGUCACAAGCAGUUACACAAUGCUGGUGAUUGAGAAUGUUGACAGAUUUGACACUGGCAAAUAUGUACUCACACUUGAGAACCUCAGUGGCUCUAAAUCAGCCUUCAUCAAUGUUCGAGUUCUGGACUCCCCCAGUGCUCCUACCAACUUAGAGGUUAAGGAUGUAAAGAGAAAUUCUGUCUCCCUCUCUUGGGAGUCACCUUUAAUUGAUGGUGGGGCUAAGAUAUCACACUAUAUUGUGGAGAAGAGAGAGCAGAAGAGAAUGGCUUUCACCAGUGUUUCCAUCAACUGUGUGAGGAACUCGUACAUUAUUUCCGAUCUGCAGGAGGGAGGCCGAUACUAUUUCCGUGUAUUGGCUGUAAAUGAGCUUGGAGUAGGCUUGCCCGCCUCCACAGAUCAAGUCAAGGUAUCACAGGCUCCUUUGCCUCCCGGUAAGAUUGUCUUGGUUGACGUAAGUCGUCAUACUGUCACCCUCUCUUGGGAGAAACCUGAUCAUGAUGGAGGCAGCAAGAUUACAAACUAUAUUGUGGAGAUGCAGCCCAAGGGCGAUGACAAAUGGACCGUUUGCAGUGAAGUCAAAAUACUUGAAGUUACUAUUGAGGGACUUACAACUGGAGAGGAAUACUCCUUCAGGGUUACUGCUGUGAAUGAUAAAGGAAAGAGUGAUGCCAAACCUCUGGCUGCCCCUGUGGUGGUGAAGGACAUCACAGUAGAGCCCACUAUCAACCUGUUGUUCAACACAUACAGUGUCAAAGCAGGUGAUGACUUGAAGAUUGAUGUUCCCUUCAGAGGCAGACCUCAGCCAGAGGUGUCCUGGAAGAAAGAUGGCCAUACGCUUAAGCAGACAACCAGGGUCAAUGUUCUUAACUCAAAUACCUCAUCCAAAAUUCUCAUCAAGGAUGCAACCAAAGAUGAUGUAGGAAAGUAUGAAAUUACUUUGACUAACUCAGUUGGCACCAGGACAGCUGAUGUCUCUGUCAUAAUCCUGGACAAACCCGGUCCACCUAGCAACAUUAAGAUGGAUGAGGUGAGUGCUGACUUCAUCUGUCUGUCUUGGGAUCCUCCAACCUAUGAUGGUGGAUGUCAGAUUAAUAACUAUGUGGUGGAGAAGAGAGACACUACCACAACAACAUGGCAAAUUGUCUCAGCCACUGUAGCCAGGACAUCAAUUAAGGUGUCUCGUCUCACUCAGGGAAUAGAGUACCAGUUCCGCAUUGCAGCUGAGAACCGUUAUGGCAAGAGUCAUGCUAUUGACUCUGCUCCUGUUGUUGCUCAGUAUCCCUUCGAGCCUCCUGGCCCUCCUACCAACCUCCAUGUUUCCAAUGCCACCAAGACUGGCAUGCUUGUGGUAUGGGGCAGACCUGCUAGUGAUGGGGGAAGCCCUGUUACUGGUUAUCACAUUGAAUGCAAAGACCAAAGCAGCAUUCUGUGGACUAAGGUCAACAGAGGACUGCUGGCUGAGAACCAGUUUAAGAUGACAGGCAUUGAAGAAGGUCUGCUGUAUCAGUUCAGAGUGUACGCUGAAAAUAUUGCUGGCAUUGGUACAUCCUCUAAGGUCAGUGACCCUGUGGCAGCCAGAGAUCCAUGUGAACCUCCACAUAACCUUAGAGUCACCAACAUUACCAGGACCUCAGUUUCUCUCUUCUGGGAGAGGCCAGAGUAUGAUUUUGGAGCAAAGAUUACUGGCUACAUUGUUGAACGUAAAGAACUUCCCAAUGGUCGUUGGCUGAAAUGCAACUUCAACAACCUGCAGGACACCUACUUUGAUGUCACAGGCCUCACAGAAGAUGUCCAAUAUGACUUCCAUGUUGUUGCUAAGAAUUCUGCAGAGCAGUUAAGUGCUCCUUCAGAGAACACUGGUCCAGUUACUGUAAAGGAUGAUGUGGACCCUCCGACUAUUAUCCUGGAAGACAAGCUCAGACAGCUGGUUGUCAUUAAAGCUGGAGAGAUCAUUAGAAUUGAUGCUGAAAUCACAGGCCGUCCACUCCCAGUUGUCUCGUGGUUUAAGGAUGGAAAGGAGAUUGUGGCCAAGGCCAGGUGUGAAAUAACCACCACCAAUUUCGCAACCACCCUGAUUGUCAGAGAUGCUAUCAGAAAAGACUCUGGCCAAUAUGUCCUGACCCUGCACAAUGUGGCAGGAACCAGGUCUGUUGCUAUCAACUGUAAAGUUUUGGAUAGACCUGGACCAUCUUCAGGACCUUUGGCAGUGUCUGGGCUCACAGCAGAGAAAUGCACUGUAACAUGGGGACCCCCUCAGGAGAACGGUGGUGCUGAAAUUAUGCACUACGUUGUGGAGAAACGUGAAACAAGUCGCCUUGCCUGGACUCUUGUCUAUGGAGACAUGAAGGCAACUACAUGCAAAGUAACAAAGCUGCUCAAAGGAAAUGAGUACAUCUUCAGAGUCAGGGGAGUCAACAAAUAUGGGGAUGGUGAGGCCCUUGAGAGUGAGCCAGUAAAGGCCAUUGAUCCAUUUACAGUGGCCGCAGCUCCCACUAAUGUCCAGGUCACCGCAGUUACUAGUGAGGCCAUGACCAUCUGUUGGGAAAGACCCAUUUCUGACGGUGGCAGCAGUAUCUCUGGCUAUGUCAUUGAAAAACGAGAGAAGACUGGUCUUCGAUGGUGCCGUGUAAACAAGAAGCCUGUUUAUGACCUGCGGGUCAAGGCCUCACGCCUUCGUGAGGGCUGUGAGUAUGAGUACAGAGUAUUUGCAGAGAAUGCUGCUGGCCUGAGUGCUUCUAGCACCCCUUGCCCACUCACCAAGGCUGAAGACCCACAGUUCCUGCCUUCACCUCCUGCUAAGCCUAAGAUCAUUGACUCUACAAAGACCACAGCCACCCUGUCAUGGAAUAAGCCACUAUUUGAUGGUGGAGCACCUGUGACCGGUUACAGAGUACAAUAUAGGAAGACUUUAGAUGAUGAAUGGUUUGUUGGUGUCCAGAACACCAAGAACACAGAGUUUACAUUGGUGGGGUUGACACCUGGGGCUGAAUAUGUGUUUGUUGUUAAGUCCAUUAACAAGAUUGGAGUCAGUGAUCCCAGUCCUGAGUCAGACAAACAGGUUGCCAAAGAAAGAGAGGAGGAGCCAGUCUUUGACAUCAGUAAUGAGAUGAGGAAAACUCUUAUUGUGAAGGAUGGUAGCUCAUUCACCAUGACAGUGCCCUUCAGAGGAAAACCCAUCCCCAGUGUUUCGUGGGCUAAAUCUGACGUUGACCUUAGAGUUCGUGCUGUCAUUGACACCACAGACACCUUCACCUCCAUCACCUUAGAGAAAGCAACACGAAACGACUCUGGCAAAUACACAGUCACCUUGUCUAGUGUAGCUGGAACCUCCUCCUUGACACUCAAUGUCAGAGUUCUGGACUCUCCUGGAGCUCCUGCCUGUGUGGAAGUCAAGGAUGUGACUAAGACCUCUGCUAUUGUAACAUGGGACACUCCUGAAAAUGAGGGAGGAGGACCUGUCAAGAACUACCUUGUUGAUUUCCGUGAGGCCAGCAAGAAAGGCUGGACUAGGUUGACUGACACAUGCCACAGACUGACAUACAAGGUGACAGACCUGCAGGAGGGAGGAGUUUAUUACUUCAGAGUGACAGGCCAGAAUGAGUACGGUGUUGGUGUUCCUGCUGAGACGAAAGAAGGAACCAAGAUCUCAGAAAAACCAAGCCCCCCACCAAAGCUUGGUUUGACUGAUGUGCUAAAGGAGAGUGUGUCCCUGGCCUGGGCCAAACCAGAACAAGAUGGAGGCAGCAGAAUUACUGGUUACCUAGUGGAAGCUCUGGAGAAAGGCCAGGAGAACUGGGUCAAGUGUGGUGUGACCAAGUCCACCCACCUCACAGUGUCUGGUCUGAGAGAGAAUGCCGAGUACUUCUUUAGGGUCAGAGCCGAGAACCAUGCUGGAUUCAGUGAUGUUAAAGAAAUGGUCAACCCUGUCGCAGUCAAAGACCAGAUUGAAUCUCCUGAGAUCGACAUGAAGGACUUCCCUCACAACACAGUGUAUGUCAGAGCCGGCUCUUCCCUUAAGUGUGAGAUCCCACUGAAGGGCCAGCCUUUACCUAAAGUCUCCCUGUCCAAGGAUAACGUGCUGCUCAAGUCAACAAUGAGGUUCAACUCUGAAGUCACCACUGACAGCAUCAGGAUCACUUUACGUGAGAGCAUCGCUGGAGACUCGGGACGGUAUGACAUCACUGCCUCAAACUCCAGCGGAACCACCAAGUCUUUUGUAAACAUUGUGGUUCAGGACCGUCCUAGUGCCCCACUUGGACCUGUGGAGCUGUUUGACGUCACAGAAGACAGCGUUAGCUUGAACUGGCUCCCACCGGCUUAUGAUGGUGGCAGCCCCAUCAAUAACUACAUUAUCCAAAAGAGAGAGACAACCACCUCCAACUGGAUAGACGUCUCUUCUGCUGUGGCUCGCUGCACCAUGAAAAUUAUGAAGCUGACCACUGGCCUGGAGUACCAGUUCAGAAUCAGGGCUGAGAACAGAUAUGGAAUCAGCGAGCACAUUGACUCACCAACUGUCACUGUCAGCCUUCCUUACACUAUUCCUGAUGCUCCAUCGACUCCAGAGAUCACUUCUGUAACUAGAGAGACCAUUACUGUAGCCUGGACAGAGCCCAAGUCAGAUGGCGGCAGCCAUGUGUUUGGCUACCAUCUCCAUAUGAAAGACAAAAACAGCAUCCUUUGGCAGACGGUCAACAAGAUGGUGAUCCGUGCCACACAUUUCAAGGUCAACAAUAUCAGUGCUGGACUUAUUUAUGAGUUCAAGGUGGUAGCAGAGAAUGCUGCUGGAAUCAGUGCCUUCAGCAAGGUUUCUGAUGCAGUGCUGGCUAUUGAUGCUUGUGAACCACCCAUAAACUUGCGCAUCAGUGACAUCACCAAGAACACUAUUAGUCUGGCCUGGCAGAAACCCAACUAUGAUGGUGGAUCCUCGAUCACUGGCUACAUCAUUGAGAAGAGAGAAGGUGUUAGUGCCAAGUGGUCCAAAGUCAACCUCACCAAUGUCACAGACACCCGCUUCACUGUGACUGGCCUAACCCAGGACGAGACAUACGAGUUCAGAGUCAUGGCCAAGAAUUCCGUCGGAUCAGUUAGCAACCCGUCUGUGACUGUUGGACCAGCAACAUGUGUGGACACCUAUGGUGCCCCAGAGAUUGAAAUACCUCAGGAGUACUUCAGUGAGGUCAAACACAAGGCUGGCUCUAAUGUGGAGCUCAAGUUUAAUGUCACAGCCAAACCUGCUCCAACCAUUGAGUGGUUUAAGGAUGGCAGGGAGCUUGACCCCAACAACCAGCUCUCAUUCAAACACACAUUUGAGUACACCAGUUUGUUCCUGAAGGAAACCACUCGCUUUAAUUCUGGUACCUAUGAGGUCAAGGUGAAAAACUCCUUGGGAUCUGCUUGUGGUAUUGUCCGUCUGCUCAUACAAGACAAGCCCGGCCCACCUGCUGGAGAGAUUCAGUUCAAGAAGGUCACUGCUGACAACAUAACCAUCAUGUGGUCCCCACCUGCUGAUGAGGGUGGUGCCAUGGUGACUCAUUACAUAGUGGAGAAGAGAGAGACCAGCAGAGUCAUGUGGUCUAUAGUCUCUGAGAAACUGGUCGACUGCAUUGUUAAUGUCCCCAGACUAAUCCAGGGCAAUGAGUACAUCUUCAGAAUUCGUGGAGUAAACAAGUACGGCGUUGGAGACGCACUGGAGUCUGAGCCUGUAAUCGCAAGGAAUGCAUUUGUUCCUCCUAGCGAGCCAUCCAAGCCUAAAGUGAGCAUGAUCACCAAGUCCACCAUGACGGUAAUCUGGGAAAGGCCGGCGUUGGAUGGAGGCAGCGACAUUGAUGGCUACUACCUGGAGAAGAGGGAGAAGAAGAGUCUGCAAUGGUUUAAGGUGGUGAAGGGAACCAUCAGAGACACAAGGCAGAAAGUCACCAACCUGAUGGAGAACAGCGAGUACCAGUACAGAGUUUGUGCUGUCAACAAGGCAGGAGCAGGAAACUACUGUGAGCCUUCUGACCUCUACAAGGCCUACGACCCCAUCGAUCUGCCUGGCGAGCCAUCCAAGCUGCGUGUGGUUGAUUCCACAAAGACUUCCGUCACCCUCGGCUGGGAGAAGCCCAUCUAUGAUGGCGGCAGUGAAAUUACACACUACAUUUUGGACCAUUUGAACAGUGAAGAAAAAGAAUGGGUGACCAUCAACCCACAGGUUAAGACCUGUGAAUAUGUGGUGUCCCACCUCAAACCUGGAUCCUACUACUUCUUCAGAGUCUUUGCUGUCAACUGUAAGGGCAAAGGAGAGGACAUCAAAAUGUACCAACCUGUGCAAGCCAAAGAUAUCUUGGAGGAGGCUGAUUUGGACUUGGAUGUUCCCAUGACAACCCAGUACACAGCUAGGGCUGGUCGUGAUGUGGAAGUGUUUAUCCCCCUGAAGGGACGCCCUGUCCCCAACGUCACCUGGCGUCGCAGUGACCGCAACAUGGCUGGUGACAACCGCUACACCAUCACCAGCACUGAGCGAGCCACCACACUCCUCAUAACCAAGGUCACCCGCGAUGACUGCGGCAAGUACCUGCUGGAGAUUGAGAAUGGCGUAGGAGAACCCAAGAUUAUUACCGUUUCUCUAAAGGUUCUGGACAGUCCAUCCACCUGCCAGAAAAUUAUGAUCAAGAACGUGACAAGAGGAAAGUUGACCCUAAGCUGGGAAGCUCCUCUCAUUGAUGGUGGUUCCCCUGUCACAAAUUACAUUGUGGAGAAGAAGGGCUCCACCAUGAAGGCCUACCAGGUGAUCACUACUGAGUGUGCCAACACAAGUUACAAGGUCUCAGGCCUGGAGGAAGAUAUAGCUUACUUCUUCCGUGUAUCAGCUGAAAACGAGUAUGGUGUGGGUGACACCUGCGAGACCUCUGAGCCUGUCAGAGCCACGGAAACUCCAGGAGCUGUUAAAGACCUGGUGAUGGUGGACUCCACAAAGAACUCUGUUACCCUGCAGUGGACAAGACCUGAGCAUGAUGGUGGCAGCUACAUCACUGAUUAUAUAAUUGAGAAGAGAACCAAGGAAGAUCCAACCUGGACUUUGGGUGCUACAUGCAAGCGUUGCAGCUGUGAAGUCACAGGACUCAAGGAGAAUGCCGUCAUGGACUUUAGAGUGUUUGCCAAGAAUGAGAAGGGCAACAGCGACUUCUCCCAGAUUGGUCCUAUCACAGUGAUUGACUUCAUCAUUCCACCUGAGGCAAUUCUCAGUGACUACCCCAAUGGGGAGCUUACUGUUCGCAUCGGUCAGAACAUCCACAUUGAACUGCCCUUUAAGGGAAAACCAACACCUGCAAUCAGCUGGCUGAAGGAUAACUUCCCUCUGAAGGAAAGUGAGAAGAUUCGCUUCAGGACCACUGACAACAAGACUGCCGUCACAGUCAGAGGAGCCAAGAAACAGCAUGCUGGCCAAUACACCUUGGUUCUUGACAACAGAGUCAUUAAGAACUACUUUGACAUUAAUGUGAUCACUGUGGGACCCCCCUCUGUGCCUGUUGGACCUAUCCGCUUUGAUGAGAUUAAAGCUCAGAGUAUCAUCAUCGCCUGGGAUGAGCCAAAGGAGGAUGGAGGUGGCGAGAUCACCUGCUACAGCGUGGAGAAACGCGAGACCUCCCAAGCUAACUGGAAGCUAGUCUGCUCCAGCGUUGUCAGGACCACAUUCAAGAUUCCCAACCUGGUCAAGGGAACUGUGUACCAGUUCAGGGUCCGUGCAGAGAACAAGUAUGGAGUCAGCGAACCACUCAGCUCCUCAGACAUUAUUGCCCAACACCAGUACAAACCACCAGGUCCCCCAGGAAAGCCAGUGGCCUACAACAUCACCAGUGAUGGUAUGACCAUCAAGUGGGAGGCCCCAGGUUUUGAUGGAGGAUCCCCUAUCUUGGGCUAUCAUGUCGAGAAGAAGGACAGGAACAGCCUCUUGUGGCAGAAAGUGAACUCCACCACCAUCUCCAACAGAGAGUACAGAAUCAUUGGUCUCAUGGAGGGACUGGAGUACUCCUUUAGAGUCUAUGCAGAGAACAAUGCUGGACUCAGCCCUGUCGGUGAACAGAGCAAACACACGCUCGCUAUCUCUCCUGUUGAUCCACCUGGCACCCCUGCCUGCAUUGAUGUAACCAGAGACUCAGUCACCCUGAAGUGGGACAUCCCCAAGAGGGACGGCGGCAGCAAAAUUGUUGCCUAUAGUGUGGAGAGGCGCCAAGGUAGAGGCAAAUGGCUGCGGUGCAACUUCACUGAUAUCAGCGAAACCCAGUUCACUGUGACUGGUCUGUCAUCUGGAGACAGAUUCGAGUUUAGGGUGAUUGCUAGGAAUGCUGUGGGCACGGUCAGUCCACCAUCUAACUCCUCUCCAUACAUCAUGACCAAGGAUGAGAACAUUGCUCCUGAGAUCAUUUGGUCUCCAGAUCAGGUUCUCACUAUGAGGGCUGGAGAGAAUGUGAAGCUCAGUUGCAGCAUCACUGGACGUCCUGUCCCCCAGGUUACCUGGUACAAGGAUGGCAAAGAGAUCGACAAAAGGACCAUAAUGGACAUUGAUAUCACUAUCAGCAUCGGCACCAGCAGCCUGUUUAUUCGUGAUGCUGACAGGAACCACCGGGGAAUCUAUACUGUAGAGGCCAAGAACAGCUCCGGAACCAAGAAAGCCGACAUCAAUGUCAGAGUGCAAGAUACGCCCGGGCCUGUUGAGGGUCCCGUCCGUUUCACCGGCAUCGCAGCUGAUAAGUGCACUGUGUGGUGGAACCCACCAGAGAAUGAUGGCUGUGCCGCCAUCACUCACUAUGUGGUAGAGAAGAGGGAGACAUCCAGGAUCUCCUGGGCCAUGGUCACAUCCAAGUGUGAGGCCUGUUCUUACAAUGCCACCAACCUAAUCAAGGGCAAUGAGUACCAGUUCAGAGUCUCUGCUGUCAACAAGUUUGGUGUCGGCAAACCACUGGACUCAGAUCCUGUCAUCGCACAGAUGCAAUACACCGUGCCUGAUGCCCCUGGUACCCCAGACGCCACUCAUGUGACAGGAAACAGCAUCACCACGUGCUGGACCAGACCGAGAUCAGAUGGAGGCAAUGAAAUCAAACACUACAUCCUGGAGAGGAGAGAGAAGAAGAGCCUGCGCUGGUUGAAGGUUUCCUCCAAGAGGCCCAUCACAGAGCUGAGACACCGCGUCACCAACCUCACUGAGGGCAACGAGUACGAGUUCCGCGUCAUGGCUGAAAACGGCGCUGGUGUUGGACCAGCCAGCAGCACCUCCAGGCUCUUCAAGUGCAGAGAGCCUACCAGUGCUCCCAGUGCUCCCACGAUGAUCAGGGUCACUGACUCCACAAAGUCCUCUGUCAGCCUGGAAUGGACCAAGCCCGUCUUUGAUGGUGGCAUGGAAAUCAUUGGCUACAAUGUCGACAUGUGUAAGGCCAGUCUGGAGGAGUGGCACAGAGUCAACAACCAGAUUUGCUUCCACAACAGAUACACUGCAAAGGGCCUGGUACCUGGAGAGCUCUACAAGUUCAGGGUCAGUGCUGUGAAUGGAUCAGGAGAAGGUGAAGCAUCUGUGAUGGCCAGCCCUGUUCAGGCUCUGGACAGACUUACAUCUCCUGAGAUCGACAUUGAUGCCAACUUCAAGCAAACUCACAUCGUGAAGAAUGGUGGCAUGGUCACCCUCCACAUUGCAUUCCGUGGCAAACCAGCUCCACUAGCCACAUGGUCAAGGGCAGAUGGUGAGCUGCCUGUCUUGGCUGAUGUCAACACCACAGAUUCGUCCUCCACUCUGAUCAUUGAGGGGUGCACAAGGUAUGAGGCUGGCAAAUACACCCUGUCUCUGGAGAAUAACAGUGGGCGUAAGUCCAUCACACUCACUGUAAAAGUACUGGAUACACCUGGACCUCCGGGAGCCAUCACCUUUAAAGACGUUACUUGUGGAGCCUUGACAAUGAUGUGGGAUGCCCCCACCAAUGACGGUGGCGCCCGAAUCCACCACUACAUUGUGGACAAGCGUGAAGCUAGCCGCUUGGCCUGGCAGGAAGUCAGUACCAAGUGCUCUCGUCAGAUGAUCAGGGUAAAUGGCAUGGAUAUUGGCGUGCCAUAUCUAUUCAGGGUGAUUGCUGUGAACCAGUAUGGCCAGGGAGAACCUCACGAGAUGACCGAGCCUAUCACUGCCACAGAAGAACCCGCACCACCCAAGAGACUGGAUGUCGUUGACACCACCAACUCCACAGCCUCACUGGUGUGGCUGAAGCCUGAGCAUGAUGGAGGCAGCCGCAUUAGAGGCUACAUUGUUGAAUUUAGAGCUAAAGGUACCGACCACUGGGUUGUUAGUGGAGAGACCAAGUCCCAAAAGAUGCUGGUGGAAGGUCUGAUUGAGAAUACUGAGUAUGACUUCAGGGUCAAGGCCAAGAACGAUGCUGGAAUCAGUGAGCCUCAGGGCACCUUCAGCUCGGUGGUCAUUAAGGAGCCUCGAAUUGAACCUACUGCCGACCUCAGCAGCAUCACCAACCAGCUCAUCACCUGCAAGACCUCCAGCACCUUCACAAUCGACAUCCCUACCAGUGGCAGGCCUGCACCCAAGGUCACCUGGAAGCUGGAAGAGAUGAAGCUGAAGGAGACCGAUAGAGUGUCCAUUAAGACCACAACGGAGAGAACCACUCUGCUGGUGAAAGACAGCAAGAGAAGCGACAGUGGAAAAUACUUCCUGACCUUAGAUAAUGCUGCUGGUGUGAAGACAUUCGCAGUGACUGUAGUUGUCGUUGGGAGACCAAGCGCACCCACAGGCCCUGUGGACAUUUCUGGAGUUUCCUCAGAAUCCUGCACCCUGUCUUGGUCUGAGCCAACAGACGAUGGUGGCACCGACAUCACCAACUACAUUGUGGAAAAACGAGAGUCUGGCUCUGCCUCCUGGCAAGUAGUAAACUCUAGUGUGAAGAGAACCACCAUCAAAGUCACUCAUCUUACCAAGUACAUGGAGUACACCUUCAGAGUGUGCGCUGAGAACAAGUUUGGAGUCAGCAAGUCCAUUGAGUCCGCUGCUGUCGUCAUUGAGCAUCCGUUUGUUCCUCCAAGUCCUCCAACUCGUCCAGACGUGGUGUCCGUUUCUGCAAACGUCAUCAGCAUCAAAUGGGAUGUGCCAUAUGCAGAUGGUGGCAGCAAGGUGACGGGCUACUGGAUUGAAAAGAAGGAGAGGAACACCAUUCUGUGGGUGAGGGAAAACAAACUGCCCUGCCUGGAGUGCCAUUACAAGAUAUCCAGCCUGAUCGAGGGCCUGGAGUACCAGUUCAGGGUGUAUGCCAUGAACAUCGCUGGAUUCAGUAAGGCCAGUGAGGCCUCCAGACCUGUGGUGGCACUCAAUCCUGUUGAUCCUCCUGGUAAACCUGAGGUGACGGACAUCAGCCACUCCUCCGUGUCGUUGUGCUGGACCGUGCCUUUCAACGAUGGCGGCAGCAAGAUCGUUGGUUACGUGGUGGAGAGGAAAGUUUACAGCACGGACGAGUGGGACGACAACCGCUGGCUCAAGUGCAACUACACCACAAUCAGUGAGAACUACUUCACCGUGACUAACCUGUCAGAGGGAGAGACCUACGAGUACCACGUCAUCGCUAAGAACGCUGCCAGCGUCCACAGCGCACCCUCAGAGUCCACCGGACCAAUCACGUGCAAGGAUGAAUACUCUCCUCCCAAAGCCGAGCUCGACAGUAAGCUGGUAGGUGAGACGGUCGUCGUCUCUGCCGGCUCUGACCUCGUCCUGGACGGCGCUGUAGGUGGUAAACCAGAGCCGACUGUGUACUGGUCGAAGGGCGACAAGAUUUUGGACCUCGGAGAGAAAUAUUCUCUAACCUACACUGCCACCAGAGCCAUGGCCGUCAUCAAGAGCUGUGACCGAUACGACACGGGCAGAUACAUCCUGACUGUCAAGAACGCCAGUGGAAUCAAGACCGCCGCUGUCAGCGUCAAAGUUCUAGAUACUCCUGGAGCUCCGGCCGAUAAGAUCGUGAUCAGCAGAGUGACGGAGGAGAAAUGUACAGUGUCCUGGAAGAUUCCUCUGGAGGACGGUGGAGAUCUUGUCAGCCACUACAUCGUGGAGCGUCGCGAGACAAGCCGCCUCAACUGGGUCAUCAUGGAGGCUGAGUGCAAGACUCUGUCAUGUGUCAGCACCAGGCUGAUCAAGAACAACGAAUACGUCUUCAGAGUCAGAGGAGUCAACAAGUUCGGACCUGGAGUUGCUCUGGAGUCCGACCCCGUCAUCGCCAGGAACGCCUACACCAUCCCAUCCCAGCCGGGCACACCGGAAGCGACAGCUGUGGCCAAGGAGCACGUCAUCAUCGAGUGGCUGAAGCCCGAGAGCGACGGGGGCAGCGAGAUCAAAAACUACAUAGUGGAUAAACGAGAGAAGAGCAGCACCAGGUGGACUCGGGUGAACAAGACUUACACCAUUUACGACACUCGUCUGAAGAUCACAGGCCUGCUGGAGGGAAGUGAGUACCUGUUCAGAGUGACUGCCGUCAACGCUGCUGGAGACAGCCAGCCCAGCGACGCCUCACCAUACAUCCUCUGCAAAGACCCCACAUAUACACCAGCUCCUCCAUCAAUGCCUCGUAUCACCGACACAACCAAGCACAGCAUUAGCAUGACCUGGACCAGGCCCAUGUACGACGGCGGCUCAGACGUCACUGGCUAUGUGGUUGAGAUCCUAGAGGAGGGCACGGAGCAGUGGUACCGCGCCACUGCCAAGUCACUCAAGACCAAUGAGUAUUUGGCUGCGGGCCUGGCAGCCAAUAAGAAGUACAGAUUCAGAGUAGCUGCCAUCAACAACAAUGGCACCGGAGAGUUUAGUGAACCCAGUGCUGAGGUUGAGCCGCUGGAGAGAAUCGAAAUGCCUGACCUGGAACUUGCCGACGACCUGAAGAAAACCGUGUGUCUGCGCGCCGGAGGAACCCUGCGUCUGUUUGUGUCCGUCACCGGCCGGCCGCUUCCUGUGGUGGCCUGGAGGAAAACUGGAGUGGAGCUGCAGAGCCGCGGCUUCAUUGAAACCACAGAUAGCUACACCAUGCUAAUAAUGGAGAAGGUCGAUCGCUACGACUCUGGAAAAUACAUUGUGGAGGCAGAGAAUCCAUCUGGCAAGAAGACUGCCAUCAUCCUGGUUAAAGUCUAUGAUACUCCUGGUCCCCCGAGUUCUGUGAAGGUGAAGGACUACACCAAGGAGUCCGUCGUGAUCACUUGGGAUGUUCCGAGCAUUGACGGUGGCGCUCACGUCAGCAACUACAUUAUAGAGAAGCGUGAAGCCAACAUGAAGUCGUAUAAAACCGUCACCACUGAGUGCAGAAAGACCCUGUUCAGGAUCACUGGUCUGGAGGAGGGUGUGCACUACUUCUUCAGAGUCCUGCCAGAGAACAUCUAUGGUGUUGGUGAGCCCUGCGAGACGUCUGAGUCGGUGCUGGUGUGCGAGGUGCCGUCGGUGCCUCUGGAUCUCCAGAUGGUCGAUGUCACCAAGUCUUCAGUCACACUGCUCUGGGAGAAGCCAGUGCACGACGGAGGCAGCAGGCUGACGGGCUAUGUCAUCGAAGCCUGCAAAGUUGGCUCAGACAGGUGGGCCACCGUGGCGACACCCAAGGCCUCCGUGUCCCAGCACACCAUCCAAUCCCUGACGGAGAAUGACAAGUACGUGUUCAGAAUCCGAGCCACCAACAGCAGGGGAGCCAGCGAGCCCAUGGACAUUGUCACUCCAAUCACAAUCCAGGAGAUUAAGGUGAUGCCCAAGAUUGACAUGACCAGCAUCCCUCAGAAGAUUGUCCACGUGCACCGCGGCAAACCCAUCGACCUCAACAUCCCCAUAAAAGCCAGACCGUUGCCAGUCUGCUCCUGGUUCUUCACUGGUGUCCAGUUGAAGGACAGCCUGGACCGCAUCAAGAUCGACAGUAACGACAAAUACACCCACCUCGUCAUACGUGAGACCACAAUCAAUGACACGGGAAGCUACACGCUGCAGGUGAAGAACGCCAUCGGCAUGGCAACAGAGGUCAUCAAGGUCAUUGUGCUUGACAAACCUGGUAUCCCAGUUGGUCCAAUGAAGAUUGAGGAGGUUGACGGCGUGUCGGUGACGGCCAGCUGGGAACUUCCAGAGAAGGACGGUGGGGCCAAUGUCAGUGGCUACGUGGUGGAGCAGCGUGAUGCCCACCGGCCAGGCUGGUUCACUGUCUCAGAGUCAGUAACGCGACCCUGCUUCAAGUUCACCAGACUCACAGAGGGAACAGAGUAUGUGUUCCGCGUUGCCGCCAUGAAUCGCUUCGGCAUUGGUGGCUUCCUGCAGUCGGAGGUGGUGGAGUGCAAAAGCGCCAAGACCAUCCCUGGACCACCCAGCAGACCAGAGGUGCUUGACAUCACCCACGAGGGCAUGACCCUGACCUGGCAACCACCUGAGGACAAUGGUGGCUCCACCAUUGCUGGAUACAUAAUUGAACGUAAGGAGGCCCAUUCUGACAGGUGGAUGAAGAUCAGCAAGAACCCCGUCACCAUGACCAGGUACCGCUCCUCCGGCCUGAUCGAGUGCGUGGAGUACGAAUACCGUGUCACUGCCAUUAACUCCAGAGGAGUCGGGAAACCCAGCGAGAGCUCCGCCAUCACUGUUGCCAUGGAUCCCAUUGAGCCUCCAGGAACUCCAGUCCAGGCCCGGGUCACGGACAGCACCAGGACUUCGGUCUCUCUGGCUUGGUCGCCACCUGAAGAGGAGGGUGGUGCUGUGAUCACUGGCUACUUCAUCGAGAUGCAGAAGGUGGACCAGGUGGAAUGGACACUGUGCAACACUACACCAACCAAGAUGUGCGAGUACACACUCACCCACAUGCCUCAGGGUGCAGAGUACAAAUUCAGGGUCAUCGCCUGCAACGCUGGUGGUACCGGAGAGCCCGCCGAGAUUCCUGGAGUGGUUAAAGUCCAGGAAAUGCUGGAUUAUCCCAACUAUGAGCUUGAUCGUAAAUAUGAGGAGGCCUACGUGGUGCGACAGGGCGGAGUCAUCCAUCUGUCUGUACCUAUCAAGGGUAAACCCAUCCCUACAUGCAAGUGGACCAAGGACGGUCGUGACAUCUCCCAUCGCGCCAUGAUCGCCACCCACGAUGACGUCACUGAGCUGGUCAUCAAAGAGGCACACAAAGAUGACACUGGUACCUACGACCUGGUGCUGGAGAACAAAUGCGGCAGGAAGGCUGUGUACAUCAAGGUGAAGGUGAUCGGUCGCCCUGAUGUCCCAGAAGGCCCUCUGGAGUUUGACGACAUUCAGGCCAGAUCAGUGCGAGUCAGCUGGAGAACACCUUCAGAUGAUGGUGGUUCUGACAUCCUGGGAUACAUCGUGGAAAGGCGAGAGGUACCCAAGGCCGCCUGGUGUACAGUUGACUCCCGGGUGGCCGAGAAUUCUCUGGUGGUGAAGGGCCUGAAGGAGAAUGUGCAGUAUCACUUCAAGGUUUCCGCUGAGAACCAGUUUGGUGUCAGCAGAUCUCUCAAGUCUGAUGAGGCUGUCAUGCCAAAGACUCCACUUUGCCCACCAGAACCCCCCAGCAACCCACCAGAGAUCAUGGACGUGACCAAGUCUACAGUGGCUCUGUCCUGGUCCCGCCCCCGGGAUGACGGUGGCUCUCGCGUCACAGGAUACUAUGUGGAAAGGAGGGAGGUGUCCACAGAGAAGUGGGUCCGCCACAACAAGACCCACAUCACCACAACCAUGUACAAUGUCACAGGUCUCAUCCCCGAUGCAGAGUACAUGUUCAGAGUCGUGGCUCAGAACGACAUUGGGCAGAGUGAGCCUGGUCCUGUUUCAGAGUCUGUUGUCUGUAAAGAACCAUUCGACAAACCCAGCCAGCCAGGAGAGAUCGACAUCAUCUCCAUCACCAAAGACUGCAUCACCAUCCACUGGCUCAGGCCCGAGCAUGACGGAGGCAAGGAGAUUCUGGGCUACUGGAUUGAGUUCAGGCAGGCAGGGGAAAGUGCCUGGAAGAAAUGCCACAAGGAGCGCUCCAAGGAUCGCCAGUUCACCAUGGGUGGCUUAAUGGAGGCACAGGAAUACGAGUUUAGAAUCUUUGCUGAGAAUGAGGCUGGACUCAGCCGACCUCGUCGUACGCCAAUGGGCAUCAAGACCAAACUGAGCGUUGGUGAGGCUCCAGCCUUGAAGGAAGAGAUCCAAGACGUAACCACCAAGCUUGGCGAGUCAGGCACUCUGACCUGUGGCAUUAUUGGCAGACCCCUGCCUGAGAUCAAGUGGUACCGCUUCGGCAAGGAGUUGAUUCAGAGCCGCAAGUACAAGACAAGUUCAGAUGGCCGUAACCACUCCCUCAGCAUACUUACAGACGAGCAAGAAGACGAGGGCCUGUACACCUGCAGGGCCAUCAAUGAGGCCGGAGAGAUUGAAACCAGUGGCAAACUGCGCCUACAAGCAGCUCCCCAGUUCCACCCUGGCUUCCCUCUGAAGGAGAAGUACUCUGCCGGGGCUGGCACCAGCCUCCGCCUGCAUGUCAUCUACAUUGGUCGUCCAAUUCCCAAGAUCAUGUGGUUCUAUGGCAAGAAGCCUCUGAAUGCGUCAGAGAAUGUGAUCAUUGAAAAUACAGAAAGCUACACCCACCUGGUGGUAAGGAACGUCCAGAGGAAGACAAAUGCUGGCUGCUAUAAGGUGCAGCUCAGCAAUGGGUUCGGAACCAUUGACACUGUGUUACGUGUUGAAAUCCAAGAUAAACCCUGCAUCCCUGAGGGUCCGAUGGUCAUUGAUGCCCUGCUGAAGAGCUCAGUUGUCAUCAGCUGGAAGGUUCCCAAGGAUGACGGUGGCUCCAUGAUCUCAAACUACAUUGUGGAGAAGCGCGAAGCCAAAGAAGGUGAGCAGUGGCAUCUGGUGUCCUCCUCCGUCUCUGGCACUACCUGCCGGGUCCCCAACCUGAUAGAGAGCGCUGGCUACUACUUCAGAGUCUCUGCCCAGAACCAGCACGGAGUCAGCGAGCCUCUGGAAAUCCCAUCAGUGGUCAUCAUCAAGAGUCCAUUCGAAAAACCAGGCAUCCCACAGCAGCCCUUCAUUCUCAGCUCCUCCAAGGAGUCGUGUGUUGUCUGCUGGAAGCCUCCGAGCAGCGACGGUGGAGCUAAAAUCUCAAACUACUACCUGGAGAAACGUGAGAAGAAGCAGAACAAGUGGAUAUCAGUAACCUCUAAGAAGAUCGUGGAGACCAGUUACGAGGUCACAGGCUUGAUUGAGGGCUUCGAGUAUGAGUUCCAUGUCAAGUGUGAGAACGCGGGUGGUGAGAGCGACUGGAGUGAGAUCUCUGCUCCCAUCAUCCCCAAGUCUGACCAGUCUCCCCGUGCUCCCGUCUUCAGGGAGGAGAUCAGGGACAUGACUGUCAAAUACCAAGCCAAUGCCACCUUUGUUACUAAGGUGGUGGGAUAUCCAAAGCCUGUGGUGAAAUGGUAUCGCAGUGGAAAGGAGAUCCAGGCAGAUGGAACCAAGAUCAAAGCCCAGGAGUUCAAGGGAGGCUACUACCAGCUCGUCAUCACAGCUGCUGAUGAGAACGAUGCCACAGUUUAUCAAAUCAGGGCUACCAACUCCUCUGGAUCUAUCUCUACAACAGCCAACCUGGAGGUGGAAGUUCCUGCUAAGAUUCACCUGCCCAAAGAGCUCCAGGGAAUGGGAGCAGUCCAUGCUGUCCGUGGUGCUCACAUCACCAUCAAGAUCCCCAUCUCUGGCAAGCCUGAGCCAGCAAUCACUUGGCAAAAGGGUCAGGAGAUCCUCUCCAACUCUCCUCAUCACCAAGUCAUCACCACCAGGUCUUUCACCUCCCUGGUAUUCCAGAAGGGAGUACAGAGGAGAGAUAAUGGAUUCUACAUUAUCACUGCAAAGAACAGAUUCGGAAUGGACAAGCAAACCAUCGAGGUGAACGUGGCCGACAUACCUGAUGCUCCAAAGGGACUCGUGGUCAGUGACAUUGCACGCGACUCCAUCACCUUGACCUGGGAGCCCCCUGCCAGUGACGGCGGUAGUGACAUCAUUAGCUACAUUGUGGAGAAGUGUCCCACUUCUGCUGACAGGUGGAUCCGUGCUGGACAGACCGCUGACUGCAGCAUCACAAUCAUAAACAUAUUUGGAAAGACCAAAUACCAGUUCCGUGUCAUUGCAGAGAACGAGUUUGGUCUGAGCCCUCCUUCUGACCCAACCGAGCCCAUCACGACAAAGGAAGACACAUCUGUGAUUAGGAACUAUGAUGAGGAAGUGGACGAAACCAGAGAGAUCACCAAGGAAGAAGCUCUAUUCUACAAGGUGAAGGAGCUGUCCUCUAAAUACACCAUCUCUGAGGAGCUUGCUCGUUGCCAGUUUGGAGCGGUCCAUCGCUGCAUUGAGAUUGCCACGAAGAAGACCUUCAUGGCUAAGUUCAUCAAGGUUAAAGGAACUGACCGCGAGUUGGUUCUUCGGGAAAUUGAGGCCCUCAACGUAGCACGGCACCAGAAUAUCAUUUACCUGCAUGAAUACUUUGAAAGUAUGGAGGAAAUUAUCCUGAUCUUUGAAUUCAUUUCUGGAGUUGACAUCUUUGAGCGCCUCGGCACCAGCAACUUUGAGCUUACAGAGCAGGAGAUUGUUCGCUACCUGAGACAAGUCUGCUUUGCCCUCAAGUUCUUGCAUAGCCACAACUUUGGCCACUUUGAUAUUCGCCCAGACAACAUUGUCUACACCACAAGGAAAAGCACCACAUUAAAGAUUAUUGAGAUGGGCCAGGCUAGGCUGCUGGUGCCAGGAGAAAACAUCAGAAUGCCAUUCUCAGCUCCAGAGUACUGUGCUCCUGAGGUCCACCACCAUGACUUAAUCACAACAGCCACUGAUAUGUGGUCUGUCGGUGUUAUGGCCUAUGUUCUGCUCAGUGGCCUGAAUCCAUUUGCGGCAGAGUCGACUACAAAGAUGAUUGAGAACAUCUCCAACUGUGAGUACAUCUUUGACAGUGAAGCAUUUAAAGACAUCAGCCUGGAGGCUAUGGACUUUGUGGACAGACUCCUAGUCAAGGACAGGAAGCUCCGUAUGACAGCCCAUGAGGCUCUGGAGCACCCAUGGCUCAAGAUGAAGAUUGAGCAUGUCAGCAACAAGAUCAUUAGAACACUGAGACACAGAAGGUACUACCAGACCCUGGUGAAGAGGACAGACACUAUCGUAUCAGCAGCUCGUGUGGCUUAUGGUGGCGCCUUUAAGAACCAGAGAGGAUUGGCUGUUGGUAAAGUGAAGAUUGGAACCGAGUACCAUGGCCUUCGCGCUGGUCCCGUCAUUCAUGGCUCAGCUGAGGAAGGUGGCCAUGUCCGAUUCACAUGUAGCAUUGCCAACUAUGACAAGAGCACACAGGUGUCCUGGUACUUCGGGAACCGUCAGCUACACCCAAGCCCCAAGUAUGAGAUCACUUACAGUAACGGUUUUGCCAGCAUCUAUGUAAAGGACAUCGAAGAGAGUGAUGAUGGUGUGUACAGAUGCAAGGUGGUGAGUGAUGAUGGAGAAGACAGUGCUUAUGGAGAGCUCUUUGUUGAUACAGUUAGAGGCAUCAGAGAGCACUAUAUCAGCCGCUCCAUCAAGAAGCUGAGGAAGAGAGUUGACAAGACUAAACUUCUGCAGAGACCACCUGAGUUCACCUUGCCUCUCUACAACAGCACUGCCUACAUUGGCGAAGAUGUCCGCUUUGGUGUAACAAUUACUGUGCACCCAGAGCCUCAUGUAGCUUGGCUUAAGAACGGAGAGAGAAUCAAGCCAGGUGAUGAUGACAGCAAGUACACAUUCACCAGUGAUAAGGGUCUGUACCAGCUGUUGAUUCACAACCUGGACAUGAAUGAUGAUGCUGAAUACACUGUCAUGGCCCACAACAAGUUUGGAGAAGACAGCUGCAAGGCCCGUCUCACUGUAACACCUCAUCCUGUGAUGGAGGAAACUAUGAGGCCCAUGUUCAAACGUCUCCUGGCUAAUGUUGAGUGCACUGAGGGACAAAGUGUCCGUUUCGAACUCAGAGUCUCAGGAAUCCCAGUUCCCACUCUGAAAUGGAAGAAGGAUGGCCAUCCACUAGAGUUUGGUCCCAAGGUUGUCGUCAUACAGGAGGAUGUUGAUUACCAUGUCCUGCAUGUCAGAGAGACUCUGCUUGAGGACUCCGGUUUGUACAAGGUCACUGCAAGCAACUCUGCUGGCUCUGCAAGCUGCCAGGCAACUCUGAAGGUCGACCGCCUUACUUAUACCAGGAGAGAGUAUAAGAGCGAGGAGGAGAAAUACAGACACAUUCGGAAACAAAUUGAAAAGACUAACAAGAUGGCUCAACGAAUUGUUGCCACUCAGGAGCUUGUACCUUUUAACCCCACGGCCCAGGAAGCCCUCAAAUUUGCUGCAGAGAUGUACAAACCUGCAGUGAGUACCAAGAACAUUGAGGGUGAGUUUGACAUCACAGUGGAGAUGUCUGAGACCAAGAAACUGGAAGAGGAGAGGAGGAUCUUCAUGCCAUAUGAGAUACCUGAGCCUUUAGUUCACGAUCCAAGAGUCCUGGAUGAAGACAAGACAAUCAAACAGUUUGUGCCUCUCUCGGAUAUGAAGUGGUACAGAAAGCUGAAAGACCAGUAUGAGAUUCCAGAGAGGAUGGAGAAGAUUGUGCAGAAGAGACAGAGACGUAUUCGCCUGUCCAGGUGGGAACAGUUCUAUGUCAUGCCCCUCCCACGAAUCACUGAUCAGUACAGACCAAGAUGGCGUAUUCCAAAACUCAGUCUGGACGAUCUGGAGACCGUCAGGCCUGCACGCCGUUCACCCUCUCCAGAAUCUGAGGUAUCCUUCAGAUCCAGGAGGAGAUCUCUGGGAGACUUUAGUGAUGAGGAGCUGCUGAUGCCUGUAGACGACUACCUUUCCAUGAGGAGAACAGAGGAGGAGAAAAUGACACUGGAGGAUGAACUGGAGCUCGGCUUUUCUGCCUCUCCUGCUGGAAGCCCUGUCCGCAUUGAGCAGCGUGCCAUGGAACGUGAAGAGUGGAGGCAGGAGGUCGAAGUUGCUGAGACAAAGAAAAAACGUACUGUUUCUCAGUUCAUGAGGAGGAGGAGGUCAUUGUCUCCCACAUACAUUGAGCUGAUGCGUCCUGUCUCUGAGCUGAUUAGACCAACACGUGUCAGGCUUCCCGUGGAAGUAGAGGGACAGAUAGUGGAGAGGAGGUCCCCCACCCCAGAGAGGACCCGUCCCCGUUCCCCCAGCCCCAUCAGAUCGGCUGAGAGGUCAUCCCGCUCAUCCUCGAAGUUUGAGCGAUCUGCCCGCUUUGACAUCAUGUCCCGCUACGAGGCCAGAAAAGCUGCUCUCAAAUCUGAGAGGAAAUAUCAGGUAGUUAGCCAGACACCUUUCAGCCUUGACCACGCUCCACGUGUGACUGUCAGGAUGCGCUCUCAUCGCAUACCAGUUGGUCAAGACACCAAAUUCACGCUGAACAUCCAAACCAAGCCGGAAGCCGAGAUCAAAUGGCUCCAUAAUGGAACUGCAAUCUCUGAAAGCAGCGAGAAAUAUGUUUUCAGCAACAUGAGUGGUGUUCUGUCCAUCAGCAUCCUCGACUGCCAGGAAGAGGACAGUGGCACAUACCGCUGUGUCUGCUCCAACUCUAAGGGAGAGGCAUCGGACUAUGCCACCUUGGAUGUGUCAGGUGGUGGCUACACUACCUUCUCCUCUCGCCGCAAAGAUGAAGAUGUUCCCAAACUAUACGUCCCUGAAGUAACUCGAAUUGACCACUAUCACACAUCUCACUUCAAAACUGGCUAUGCCUCCCAGACCCACUUUGAGGUAGAGGAGAGCAAGUCUAAGUUAACAGAGACACAUGAGGUUGUCUCACGUGAAAGAUACGCUGCCUCCUCUGAGAGGUACUCCUCUGCUGAGAGGUACGAUUCAUCUAUCAAAUCUGCCUCCGCUGACUACCUGUCAUCUGGCUCCUCCUACUCAUCAGAGAAAUUUUCUCUAUCUGGGAAGCACACCACAUCUGAAUUCAAACUGAAGUCAUCCUCUGCUGCUGCUGCUGUUGCUGCUGCUGCUGUUGUUGCUGAGGAAGUUUCUGUCCACAAGGUGAAGCCUUCUCUUGCAGCCAGAAUCCUCACCAAGCCUCAGUCUGUGACCAUUGAAGAGGGAGAGACCGCCAGAUUCUCCUGUGAUAUCGACGGGGAGCCUGCACCCAGUGUCACAUGGAUGCACGAUAGCAGAACUCUGGUCUCAUCCCACCAUGUCCAGGUCACCACAACUCAGUACAAGUCCAGCCUGGAGAUUUCCUCUGUGACAGCCUCAGAUGAGGGCAGUUACACUGUGGUGGUAGAGAAUUCGGCAGGCAGACAGGAGGCUCACUUCACUUUAACCAUUCACAGAGCAGCUCCUAAAGAAGAAGUUAAAGCUGUCAAAUCCCCUGAACCAUCUGUAAAGUCACCAGAGCCUUCAAUCACAUCACCUGCCCCCUCCAUAACUUCUCCUGUUCCCAGUGUAAAGUCACCUGAACCCAGCAUCACGUCCCCCGAGCCUUCAGUUAAAUCACCAACUCCAAGUGUAAAAUCCCCAGAACCACGUGUAACAUCUCCCACUCCAAGUGUUAAGUCACACACACCGAGUGUGAAGUCUCCUGAACCAGAGGGAAUUAAAUCUCCUCGGAGCAUCAAGUCUCCUGUGCCUUCCUCACCCUCUCCUGCACCCAGCUUAAAAUCACCAGCUCCGAGCGUCAAAUCUCCUGAACCUGAAGGAGUCAAGUCUCCGCGGGGUAUAAAAUCCCCAGAGCCCAGACUCAAGUCACCAGCACCAAUUAAGUCUCCAGAGAGAGUGAAGUCCCCCGUCCCAGAGGAAGUAAAAACUCCUCGUGGUGUCAAAUCUCCAGAACCUGCAGGACUCAAAACACCAAGAGGAGUGAAGUCCCCAGAACCUGCUGGAAUAAAAACACUGAGAGGCAUCAAGUCCCCGGAGCCUCCAGGGAUCAAAUCCCCCAGGGCGUUGAAGUCCCCUGAGCCAGAGGGAAUCAAAUCACCUCCCAGGAUGAAGUCUCCUCCUCCAACCAUGUCCCCUAAAAGGGUUGUGUCUCCACCCACUGUCAAAUCCCCGACUCCGAAACCUUCCAAGGCCCUGAGUCAAGUUACAGCUGAAGUCUCUGAGGCCUCAUCCAUGAUGAUGAAGAAAGAAAUCCACACGAUGGAGGAGACAUCCUCCUUUUCUUCCUCCACCCAGCAGGCCAUGAUGUCAUCCAUGAUGGAGUCCAGCUCUUUCAGCAGCAUGGCAGCUGAGAUGAAGUUUGAGACCAUGUCCAUGUCCAGCAUGUCCUCAAUGGCGUCCGAGUCUUAUGCAAUGAGCUCCAGCAGCCUCACGGAGAUGGCCUCCCACAUGGAGGGAUCCUCAUUCAGAGCAAUUGGUUCUGCUCCCAGGAUCGAGGCUCUGCCGGAGGACAUCAGCAUUGAACCGGGAAAAGUCCUGACGGUAGCCUGUGCCUUCUCCGGUGACGCCAAACACAUCGAGUGGUCCCGCGACGGCAAAACCAUCGAGGUGACUGCCGGUGGACGCUUCCACAUCGAGACCACGGAGGACCUGACCACCCUCAUCAUCACCGGGGUGAAAGAGGAAGACGCUGGAACCUACACCCUCAAACUGUCCAACGAGCUCGGCUCCGACACAGCGACAGUUCACAUUAGCAUUCGAUCAGUGUAAAAAAAAACAAGAUCCAAAGAUCUAAUCUUCCCCUUUUCUCUACUUCCUUGACUUAUAUUUAUUAAUUGAGCGAAAUAAUCGACUUGAUAAAGAUCUCAAUUUCUGUUCUUGUAAAUAUGAACUAUUUUUGUACCAAACUUGACAUUAAUUUAUGCCAAACUAGACUUGAGUCUAACGUUGUUAUAAAAUGUGCCAUAUUGGAUAACUAUGACAGGAUGUUUGAUCCUUGUUUUUUCUGUGACAUGUACAUAAUGUAUAUAGCCGAAUUGAACGGUUAUGGGAAAUGUAUGCAUUGUUAUUUAUGACAAUAAUAUGAACUGAAACAGAAUGAAACUUAAUGUGGUUCAACAGGAGAAAGUUUCCCAAGGAACGAAUACCCUGUUGAACUGAGAAACUAAACUCUGUGCCUCAACGAUACGUUGACGUGUUAAGUCGGCCUCGGCAGGUAGAGAGGCUCCCUGCCGACGUUUCCUCUAAGAGACUGAACGAUGAUGUUGCUGCAGAGCGAGAGCAGCAGCACGGUGACGAGAGCGUGAGGUCCUGACUGCUGUUUGCAUUUACCCUCAUGUAAGCAGGACGACUGGACCUCGUGCUCCGACUGAUUAUGUCAUACCGCCAUUUUCAUGACAUGCUCACAGUGCGAGCGGCCUGCACUCCCUGAGCACCAAGUUUCUUUUUUUUGUUUUGUGCUCUGCUUCUGGCAGACGACCGCUUGCUCGGGCUCCGCGGUCGUUCCACCAACCUGGCCAAUCACUUGAGGCCAUAGUCCGUCCGUUGCUCGUUUGCAGAGGCAGAGCUUCCUCUUGGAGGUCUGCAGUGUGUUUUUGUCUUAGUUUUUAGAAGUUCACCUGUGAGUCAAGCUGGGCCCCGCCAAGCAAACGUAUUCAAUAUGUGUACAUGUAUACGUAUAUGUAUACAUGUACACAUGUAUGUAUACAUGCCGAAACAAACCUGCGAGUCGCCUGGCGGUUUGGUGUGAUUGAAGUUAGAGUUGUAGCGUUGACUAUUUUCGCAGCCUCCUUGAGUUUUUCUCCAGUUAUUGAUUUAAUAAAGCAUGAUUAUCAGCACUGCA